AUGAAGUGCCCAUCUUGUGGGAACGUCGAACUACAAGAGCAUCACCGCUUCUGCUGCAGUUGUGGCUUUAAUCUCGCAGCUGAAGGGUCGUCAGGAACUUCAGCAGUGUUGAAAACCAGUUCUGAGCAGUUUACAGUGACUUCAGGUAAGUUUCAUAGUUUUUCUUUGCGAAGCCCUCAUUGCGAUGCUCAUAGCCCUGCAAUAGCGAUGUAUACUAACAUCAAGAAUUAUUGUCAUGAGACUUAACAAUCAGUGACAAGCGACAAGGAUAUCUUCCUAAUAUUGGACUGUGAUUCGAGAAAGGUUAGCUUAAACAGGGACAUUCAGAAGCACUCAAAGCUUCCCGAGUACAGACAUUUUGUGAAUGGUGUUAAAAUUUGAAACUUGUGUAUCGACUCCUUGCAAUAAUCAGGAGUCGGGAACGGAACUAUCGAAACUAGGGACUUAAAAUGCGAUCACGCGAUUGCAUGUUCUGAUUACAUUACGGAGGUACAGAGAAGAAACGAAAAAAAGCGGUGCUUUAGUUUUUAAUAGUACUUCAGGAUACAAAACGAAAAUUUGUCGCGACGGCGACAUUUGAACUCGUAGCGAAAUAAGAGACAUUAUGUCUCUUUGUUUAGACGAUUUUAGGUUUAUGGCGUCUCGACUAAUCUCUUAAAGGACACCUUUUUCGGCACGGUUCAAUAAGGUGUGCAAGUAAUUUGACGAAUUCGAGUAUUGUAUAUAUAAUUUUUUCGUCGUUUGACGAAGCAAAUAAUGGGGCGUUGAUCGCCUUCCUCAAAAUUUUUGACAGGUUGCAAGUAUAAUUGCAGGUAUUUCCUCAUAAUUCAAGGUCAAAACUGUUUCAGAGCUAGACUUUUUCAGAUAGCUGACUUAUCUUGACGAAUUAAGCGAGAUGUAAUUUUCUUCCUAAUUCUCCUGGAAGAUUCCAUUUUCUUGUUUCAUUUUGUGAGUGAUUACAAAACAGAAUUACAACGAAAGGACAAGAAUGUAAAGUGAAAAUGAAUUCUCGAUUAGUUUUGAUUUUGUUAUUUGUAAUUUUCUGUUUCACAUAUUGGAUGUUACAGACUUAAAAAAAAAGUGUUGCUUACUUAUUCCUUUGAUCAGCUGGUCCAGUUGCGUUUCCAAUGUCUUCAUAUAGAUAUAUUUUUAGCGGUGAAUGCCAAUUUAUAGAGGUAAUGAAAUAAAUACCAAGUUUUUGUGAGACUUCUGGCCCAAAACUAUUUUGGAUCCAGGUAUCUUUUGCUUAAAUGAUCCUGAAAACAGACCUCAUAAAGAGGAUAUAAGGUGCACCGUUGAAUUGUCUUUCGUACAAACAUGACGCUAUCGACAUCGCUGAUCCUAGCAGUAUGCAGGACGUAAUGUACUUCGCUCACCGUAGCGUCUCUGUGGCUCAGUGGUAGAGCGGAAUCCGAAGAUCUGAGGUUCGAUUCCUCAUGGGGGCUUAGAAUUUUUUCUUUGUUCCAUGCUCGUGACAGGACAAAAAUAUAUCUUUCACUGCCUUUCGUACAAGAGUUGUUACUACCGUUCGAUAUUUUGUAUGAACAGUUUAAUCGCUGAAAUUCCAAGUCUAAAUGAAUCUUAUCAAAACAUUAACUAGAUGUGCUUGUAACUGCUGUAAAAUUAUAGGAUCCUCUCGUUACUUGGCGUUAGGUAUUCCCAACAGUAUCGUUUACUGAUUUAGAAAUAAUAGGUAAACAUUCACGAAGCAAUGCAAGGGCUGCUCAACAGUUGAUAUUGGUAAAAAUAAGUCGAUAGUUACACCCCGACCAACAACGGAAACCUGGUACUCAGUACUCGGUACUAAAGGUAGUAAAAAUUUGGUGCUUUAAUCUCCUUGCAUGAGAAGUUAAUUUUCAAUUAUUUAUUAAGAGGCAAAUUUGACUUUUUGUCUAUUUACAAAAUUAUCAUUAUCAGACAAAAUACAAGAUAUUUCAACUAGCGGCUGGGAAGUAACUGUUACAUGAUUAUGAUUUUAAUUUUGCCUGUACAGAUCACCUGGACAAAACUGAAGUUUCGGAAAACAGACCAGAGCCUUCUCAGGAUCAGAGCUCCAAUGUUAUCAAUCAACUUACUUCGAUCACAGAAUCAGUCGAUGAGGCCAAAAGCAAGAAAGAUGAUUUCGAAAGAGACGGUUCUUCAAAUGGAGAAGAGGGAAACCAGAACACCAAUAACAAUCCACCUAAUAUGAGUGAGGUUCAAGCCUUACAAAAAGAAGAAAAAAUCCCUCUUACUGACUCAAGCAUCGAAGCCCGUGAAAACGGAGGCCAUUCUUCUGGUAAACCAAAUUCUCCCAACAAAAAAACAACUGUUGAGCUGGAACCUGCCAAAAUAGUGCCUGAACCAGAAACCGCUAACACGGUUAAAGCCACACCCAACACGGUAUUAAUCACGUUGUGGAACUAUUUUUGGUACAAAGACUUUGUGCACGCAAACAUCAACUUUGUAGCUGUAUUCAAUAUGACCCUCUUAGUACGUGCACUAUGAUUGGCCAAUUUAGUGGGUUGUCUUUCACUAUUUGGCCCGCUAAUCUCCAAAGUUUGUUUGAAUUGAAAUCUUCCUCUUUUCUUUAAACCCAGGGAUACCAUUAAUAUCUUACUAACCUCGAUUUCUCAGCGUGUCCUGCAACUGCUUACAGUCAGUGAGUGUAUCAUUUCUCAUUCUUCUGUGAAUGUAUAGGUACCAUCAGGAAUUCAGAUCGAAAAGGAACCAUUUCUCUCAGAAGGAGACCGAGAGCAAAUCACUGAUGAUCAAAACGACACAAAAACGAGGUGAGUCGUGAAUGAAGCGUAACAUAACAUACCUUGGUAGCCUUAAAAUAAACAUUUAACUCUUUGAAUCACAAUCCUUGUGAUACAUCACUGUAAGACUAACAAAAGCUCUUUUCUUCAAACCUGCAGUGAAUGUCCUGAAGAAAAUGUUUACCCAGGUCUAAUUGGAGGCUCUAAGAAUGACAUCAGUCAACAGGCAAUAACUCCACCCACCACUGCUCAAGAAGAUAAAACCACUUUCCCAGGACAACCGGAUGAGAGCGCUGCAAAUCGGAGCAUUGACGCGAAGGAAGAAGUCAAGAAGAAAAAUAACAUUGCAAAUGAUGCUAAGAAGCAACAAGAAUAUGUCCAACAGGUACCAUGUGGGGGUAAAAUUGUUGUGGAACAGAGAGGCAACACAACGGUCAUUCUACGGAUUACUGAGGGUGCUGGCAAUGAUUCAACAUUCGACAGCAAUAAAGACAAGGAAACUGGUCAAGAUGCUGAGGGUAAAAUUGCUGAGAAUUCAAAUCUCAAAAAUAAUGAAGAGAAACAAUCCACAAAUACCGAUGGUAAUAGCAAGGAUUCAGGUAAUGGCCAACAUUACGUCUUAAAGUCUGAAACUGGUGCCGCAUCAGUUGACAGCAAAAAAGGGGAAGCUGUUACGCCAGAAACUUCUAAAUCAAGUGAAAACGAAAGAGCUGGUCAGAGCACUUACCGAACAGCCAGUAGCCAACCAUUAACUAGUAACCAACCUCUGAGUACUCACAGUGACAGUAGGGUGACAAAUCCAGACACCGAAUUUCUGACAGUUAUUUUCCAUGCGUUAUUAACACCAACGUUUCAAUUCAACCCUAGACAAGGGGAUAGAAUUUUCAUCUGCGGGAGUUUUCCUUUUUCGUGGAAAGACCCCCAGAAUCAGGUUGAAGUUCGAAUUGUCAGGUAAGUCUCAACUCUGAAGCUGAAUUAUACAAAACGUGUUUUCAUUGUCUUUAUUUACCUGCUUUUCCUCAAUUGUAGGGAUUUACCCGAUGGCUACUUUGUUUUGGAGGGAGAGGCCAAUAUAACAUUGCGACAGGCAUCACAGAGAAUCUCCUACAAAUACACUGUAUUCCGCCCACAAGGAAAGAACGUGUCACCAAAGCCAUUAUGGGAAUGUCUGCUUGGGUGUGUGCCUUACACGAGGGAUCAUGUUAACCGCUCCUUACUCAUUCGUGAGGAUUCACGAAAAAGCAACGGUAAGAUGAUACUGAAUUCUAACACAUUUUGUUAUUCUUUUAUCCCCUUCUUCCACUAAUUCCAUCAUUAAUUCAUUCGUUUAUUUAUUCAUGUGCGUUCUUUAGUCCAUUUAUUAAUGCAUUUAUUAAUUCAGCUUUAGUCAUUCAUUUUUACUCACGAUUGAUUCCGAUUCACCUAGUGGUAAACGGGAAGGUGUAAGGCUUGUAAGUUGGAAUUCUAUUAGUCAUCUAUGGUUAUUAUUAUAUAGCUGUUUGGCACCAGUAUGAUGAUGCAGUCUUCAGUGAACCUCGAAUAUGGGAUGCCUUCACCAACCAUCUACCCUUUUUGAAAAAGGUUUCUCUCGAUCCAGCGGAGGGUCGAAGAAAGGCUAUGCUGAUCAUGUUACCAGAAUGGGACAGAAUCGCAUCUGGUGAAAGAGGAAUAACUGCGUCAACUGCCUUGACUCAAAUUAACAAUGUGAUGUAUUGCAUGCGAGAGCAAGAAGUGGAGAAUGGAAGUUACAUUUUCUAUCGUAUAUUACCCGGUUUUGACGAGAAGCAGGUUGGUAUAAAAGAAUAAUAGAUCUGUAUACCUACAUGAACAUGCAGCGUUAAUCUAACUCAUCAAAGUCAAUAAUUACUAUUUUGAAUGCCAAGAUGAUAGGUGACAAUUACACUUUGGAGCUCAUUCCAUACAUUUAUUCCUCUAAUGCUUUUUGAUAAGGUGCUGUUUGAUUAUCUGUUUACACGGCUGAAAUACAAUACUCACGUGCAGCAAACCCAAGCCAGAGAUGAUGAGGUUCAAGUCAAACGACUGGUUACAUCUAUCAUGAUCGCUUCCCUCGCUGUUGGACAUCGCUUAAUGUUCAUAGAGGAUAAGGUGUUGAGUGACAUUUUAGAAAAUCUUGCUUUACAUGGAAACACAAUUUUGAAGAAAUGCAUUGAAUUCGAAGAACUUUUGCUGCAUUUUCCAGACAAAGUGCAAAGGUUUGAUAUCAUUUUUUCAUUAUUAACACAGAUUAUGUUGGGUCUCAUGAUCCCUACUUGUGUGGUUCAGUGUUCUUUUGUUAAAAAUCGUUUAGAUGUAACAUGUAAUAGUAAAUAACUUUGCCGAAAGCUCCUGCAAAACAACUAUACGUUUAAUAAAUCAGUUUUCAGUAAGUGGGAGAAAUUUCAUUUAUUCUCACGCGAGAUAUAUUUUUGAAUUACACCUUAAUCCUACUUUUAAGGACACUGGUGGAUAACUUGAAACGACUGUGUAAAUACGUAAUUGAGCAAAGGUACGGAAUAUUUCACUGGUUGUUCGCUGUCCCCUUGCUUCAUUUCUUAUCGAAAUCAGUGGUACCAUUCUCGGGCGGUCAGCGACCAGCAGCACCAAGCUCACUGAAUGACAACAAUUGGUGGGGAGCAGAUGACCUCUUCGACUUUUUUCAAGUACGAUGGCAAGUGCUCAAUGCAAGGUUGGACUUAUUUUAUACUAAUGCUUUUUAAAGACAAGGUGACCGACACACAAGACAUGUCUGAGUGUUGUGAAGGCUUACAAUUUUUAGUUGAGAAAGAAUUUACGGUUUCUUCCAUGGUCAUGGCUUUCACGUUUCUAAGUAACAAUUAAUCUUUUUAUCGACGUAUCGAGCGGAAACUGUAUUAUUGAAGUCAUUUUCUAUUCUGACUAUCAUUUCUAAAACGUGAAUAACAUUAAUAGUUUGUCUUGUUUCUUUUUAUGUGUCACAGGGACAGGGCCAACACUCCAACACUUCUUCAAAACCAACUUUCUCCCAUGUUUGAGCUCGACCCAUUAUUCAAAAGGACAUUUUUGUUGGCACUCUCAAUCUUUGACAUGAGCAAGGUGUUAAAGAGGGGAAGCUUCUCUUUGUUUGAAGUUUGUUGGACACUUCUUCGGGUCGUAAAGGAGAGAGAUAGGCCUCUAAUUCUCACGGAGGAGGAGGUAAACUUUCUUGUUGCCAUAUUCACUGACAUGACAUGUAAAACGAGUUUGUACAUCUCUACAUUGAGUAAAGUUAAAGCAACGUUAAAGAAUCUAAGCUGAGUUAAUUUUCAGGGACUGGUUUAGAAGAAGUAUUGUUUUUUUGUUGUUGUAAAAACCCCCCAAAAUUACGUCUGUUCAAUUGCAAAUCUGUAUCUGAAGGACAACAUCAGAUACAGAUUGCAAUAGAACAGACGUAAUUCUGGGAAAUUUUGCAAAAAACGAACAAUAGUUCAUUCAUUCCACUGCAUUGGCUAUGGCUUCCGUCACGUCCGCCCAACCCCCUGUCGCGUGCCGCCGCCUUGGCCACAUUCCAGCUCUUUCAGCCCGCCUUGCCUCUUUCUUUCGACAGUCCUUCUCCAAGUUGUCCUUUGUCUCCCUCUCGCCCUUCGACCUUGGCGACCUUCCUCAUUGCCAACAUAAAACAAACAAACAAACUUUUUGCGUGAUCGACAAUCACAAACUUUUACCCAUUACUUAACAGGAUUACUAUUGCUGAAGUAUACUUAGGAAAAACCUAAUGUAUUUUCAUGUUGCUACAACUUUCGAUUAAUGACCUAUACAGUGGGAAUAUAUAUAAUGUAUGUUUAAUCCAUGAGUGUUGUAGUUAGCCACGAAAUUAAUGUAGCGUCUUGUUUUUGUUGUUGUUAUUUUUUUUAUUUUUCGUUCGGUAGAGAGGUUGUUUUCUUUCUUUUUACCGUAUGUACUGUUGAUGAAAUAUUUACAUUAAAAUAAAUAAUGACAAAAAGGUAAGUUUUUCGUUUGUCUCACGAUGUAGUCGUGGCCACAUCGUGAGACAAAAGAAAAAACUUACCUUUUUAUUGUUAUUCACCACGAUGAAUAACCACAACCUUUUUCAUAAAUAAUGAUUUUGUAAGUUAUUAUUGGUCAGUACUGUAAGUAACUUUAGAAUGAUGACUAAGGCAAACUUAGUGUUGAAAGCAGUCUUCCCAUGUUGAUAUUGUUUGAAAGUACGGUUAGUGAAGUUUAUAUUUCAAGUAAGUUACGGUAAUAAAAUAAAAUUUGUCUAAAACAAACAAACAAACGAAAGGAAAUUAGGGUUUCCCUCAUGAUAUUGUCUUAUUUUCAUAGUGGGAUUCUCUUGAAGAAUGCAUCAAGGACAUGAACGCAGUUCAUGAGAAGUUUGAGAGGUAGAAAUUUCUCUAAUAUGAGUAGGAUGAGGAUGCGCAGACUAACUUAAAUCAACCUCACAAGAAAACUUUAGCUGGCUCUUUAACUUUGAUAGUUUUUGAACCCAGGUUCCCUUUUACGGUCAGCUCUAUCGUCUCAUAGUACAAUUCUCCUUUGUCUUUUAUUCACUAGGGCGGAACACUUCACUCAGUGGGAGGAAAUGACGUCACUAGCUCAAGCAGCCUCACAGCUUUUACAGCACCUUCUAACAGAGCACCAGUUAGUUAUCCAGAAGAGAAGUCAAAUACUCUGUGACCUUUUGAAACUCUUAGGCAAUAGUCUUGUGUUGGCAAAACAAGACUCUCCUGCUGCACAGAUUGACGGAAAGGAAGGCAAUACGCAUGAACAUAUUUUCAAACAAUCGUUUGAAAGUUUACGCGAAUCUUUGGAAACGCUACAUCGGGCUUCGGGAAGAUUGCAGCAAGCAUCGAAAAAGUACUGCCAAGAAGAAUUCCAGGUACUAAUUAGAUGGGAAAAGCCUUUUUCUGCUGAAUUUUCGAAGUCAGUAAAGUAAGAUAUCGUUGGGUCAUACUUAUGCAUAUAAUUCGGUUUUAGUCCAAUAGACACCGUUAUGAGCGCACACUAAUGGUGUUUUACGAAAAAAAAAAGAAAAGGAAAAUCAAAACUAGAUUAUCAUACAAUUUGCGCAAUUAAUUGAAUAAGAAAGUGUACUGAUCUAAGAUCAGCGAGACAGAUGGUCAGUAGUUCCCAGUUAUGCUUGGGAGAUAAAGGCGAGAAACACCGUAAUUUAUUUCAAAUGCGACGCAGACACAUUAAGUUUAUAAUCAUUUCAGCUUACGUAAAAUGUAAAAAGAUUCGCUGAGAUUUUCAGUAAAGGUUUAUCUCUAUCUCCUUUAGUUUUGGUCGAACCUUCUUUCGGUAAAGCUGGAUGAUGACGAAAUGCAACAAAGCCUGGAAAGCUGUGUGAAAGGUGUAUUUGAAAGUCGAAUUUGCGAGGUAGGUGUCAAAUUUUUCUUGUAUACUUUGCCACUGACCAAGCCUUUAUUAGUUCGUAUGUAGUUUUAGUACAUUUAAUAAUUGACUAUAAAUAGAAAAAUGAUUUCUUCAACCCCACUAGUCAUUCUUGGUCAUGUGCAUUUCUUUGUUUGAAUAAACAGAUCGACUAUCAACGUGUUAUGGAAUUAUAUUGCACCCUUGAUCUCGGAAUUUAUCAUCAAGAUGUUGGCGACUGCCUCAUGUCCACUGCAUUCAAAGCUAUAGACCGUUCUCGACAGGUAGGUUAUUGACCUACACCACCGUACUCUCUUCUCAACGUUUUAAGAAUAACUGAAGAAAAUAGCUUACAUUUAUACAAAAAUAACGAAUCAUUGAUCGCGUGCACUGAUCGACCAGUUAAGUAUAGGUAAACUUGUUAUUUUUUUCUCAAUCAAAAAUCUAAUUGUUCCAUUCAUAUUUCUCUCUAUAGGGCGACGUCAGGGAAGACCAAAUGGAAAAGUUGAGGGCCAGUCUGGAAUCAUCAAAGUUAACUGACCGGCAGGCAUCUGGGGUCGGCAAACUGUUUGGUCGUUUUCUUAUGAAGCAAUGGCCAAAGGGAAGCGACGGGGGAGAUCCUUCAAGGGAUGAGCUUUUGCGACAUUUGUUUUCUUGGAAACCGAUGGAAGAGUACUUCAAAUACUUUAGUACGUAAUAACGUUUUCACUUUUGUAGAUAAUCAAGGAGAAUUUGAAAAUGCGGCUAAAUAAUUUUUUCUUAACAUUCUUUACAACUCGCUAUACGCUUAUUAAAAACUGUGUAUUGAUAGUUUUAUUUAAUUAUGAUCUUCAAAGACAAUUUUAAAUCUUAAAUUUUAAGAAAAAUGGCAAUUAUUUCUUUUAUAGACGGCCAAGGUAAAGAUGGAGCCACUUUAUCUUCUGAAGGCUCAGUGCUUCUUCUGAAGGCGUCUUCACUUUUGGAAAGGGUCAGCAACGGCCUCAGGAAUGCUGAGAUUGAUGUGAAAACACUACGGCUUGUUCAGAGAAAUCGACAAAAGUUCUUGAGGUUGAACUAUUUGCGAACCAGUUCCGAGGACAAUCAAUCCAGAGUCCUUCAUGAAGCGGUCAAGAUGGAUAGAGUCAAGGAAAAACAAAACGAGACAGAUCCAAUGGAGGUAUUUCUUGAAAUGCGCUGUGAGGAGCUCAAAGCGUUUGAAAGCGAGAGGGAAGCAGUAUUAUCUUUCGUGGAGUUUUGUUCUGCUGUAAAGUCAGGUGAGACCCAAACGCUCAGAUAUGAUAGGAAUUGAGUUUAAAACUACUAGGAUCGAAGGAAAAAGAAGCAACCGAACCAAGCCAAAAGGACAGAUUUAACACGUAACUUUUGUUGUUUAUAACAUUUUUCUGAAACAGUCGUGCCGUUUUCAUUUUUUAGUUGAAGUUAACUUUGAUGAAAUCAAAGAAAAACUGAAGAACGAUGUAACCUCUUGUCGUGUGCUUGAACUUUGCCACAAACGCGGAAUCAGUGAAGAGCCUCUGGUGAAAUAUUUUGAACUCACGCCAAGGAAUAAGAGAAUGACUCAGUAUCUUCAUCUACUCCGAUCCAGCUUUCUUUUCCGUACCAUUUGGAAUAAGUGCGAGAAAAAUGCGGCUUCCAUUUGUCGAGGUGAUCCUCGAUUAGCUGGAGUAAUGACAUUAGACACAGUGCACGAGCUUUUGUGGACCAAGUCCUUCGAAAGAUGGCAAACUUUGUGGGAUAGAGUAUGUAGCGGACAAAUUAGUCUGAGAGAAGUGGAUGAAAGAUUCGGCAAAUUUCGAAACGAGCCAGAGUAUUUCGAUACUGAAAUUAAAAUAGCACUGAAGCUCCUUCCCGACGAACAAGAUGUUGAAGCCGUCAUCAAUGAACGAGUUGGUCAGAUCAAACAGUACCAGAAGCUGAGAGGGUGCGAGGAAGCCGCCGCAGCUAUCUUGGAGUUUCAAGAAGCCAUGGAACUUGAAGGAGACUUUCAAGUGCUCGAUGACUUUUACGAUCAGGUAAUUAUCAAGUAUAGACCUUGGCCCUUUAUUGCUUUACUGAGUGCCUCUCAUCCCUUUAACUCCCCUGAAUGACCAUGACAGAAUUUCUCCUGACAACAUCCUUACAAUAUCAAGUACACAAGUGAUAAAAAUAAAAAAAAUAUAUAAUUUAGGGGAUUAUUAGUUGAUCCAAUACCAAAUUCUCUGAACUAAUAUCAUCAGAAUUGUAUAACAGACAGAUCUUGGGAGCAAAAGGGUUAAGUGAAUGUUGAAAGGUGAAAAGUGGAUAGAUAACAAGCCAAUGUAAAAGUUCCUUGGCCGAAAUACAAUGAUUUUGAAAAGUCGAAAGAAACAACUACGUGACAGGCUUAAUUGCACUUGCCCCAGUAUCGAUUUCUUUCAAUCUAUCCAAGGCGUAAUGAGGCAAAAUAAUUCUAUUGAUAUACCAGAGAGAAAAGUUGUUUUACGGGAAGAAAUACUCAUUUGAUUUGAAUGGUAUGAUUUUAUUAUUGUUUUUACUAGAUGAGCGACGAAUUUCGCGGACGCCCUCUCUCAAGUAUUGGUGAUGAUGUUUUAGAAAUGGGAAAAGACCUUGAACAUGUAACGCCUGUAAUGAUCGAUUGCUUGAAAACUGUCGUUACUUCCAAAGACUACAUCUACUGGCUUCGAAAGGAAGUGCAAGGUGCGUUUUCUCUAAUAAUAAACUAACUUCCCAGUACUGACUAAAUGUGAACAACCAAACGACCGACUGAAUCUCACUGUUAACAAAUAGUAACUGCGAAAUUCUUCACAUCAGUGGUAACCUGUGGUAGUUUUUCUAAAUACUGAUGACUGUUUCCUUGAAAAGCGUGUAUAAAUAAAACCAAUAACGGAGUCAUCGAAAUAGACAUGUUUUCAAUGUCAAUAUUCUAACACUAUCAUGAAAGACAGUUUUCAUUUUCAAAUUUUUUUUUAGAUCCCCACUCACCGUUAUAUUUCUGCAACUCCCUUCAUGUAAAUGAUGCCAAAGUACCAAUUUGCUCUCUUCCUUGUUUGCUGUAUUGUUCAAAUUAUCUCCUUUCUUACAUUUCUCGCCAGGAAGGGACGAGGUGAAAACUCUGGUGGACUUAGCGAUGAUGUCGGCUGGUGAGACUGACAUUGAGACCGAUCGUGUUUCCUGUGUGCACACCACUGCUCUUGGCUUUGCUCCCUUCAUUUUUGACCUGGACAAAGACACCAGCUUUGGGAAACUUAUCAGUGCAUGUGAAAGCGUGUGGAGGGAGAUCGAAAAAGACAAAUCUUUGCUCGAGAAGCUGGUAAGGUUCUGCCGAACGUUUUGUUCAUUUGAUAGUAUUGAUCACCACAGUCUUGCACGUUGUAAGGCUUUAGCUCCAUUACGACGAGAAAGAAUGUAGGGAACUAUCUUUAUUGUGGCAGGUAAUAAGUCAGCGAGAAUUGAUUAGAAAAUGAACAAGUCUUUUUUAACAGUAGUUUGAGUCAUUCGUUGGUUUCGGUGGAGAAUCGGUAUUGAAAAGUAUUACGCUAAAUUACAGUGUAGGUCGAUUAACCAAUGACAUCAGUUUUCAUGAGCGAUAUUGAUUUCAAAGAUUUGCACCUAAUCUUCCUUACAUCGCAGAACUUUAGUCAUACAAGUAUCUAGAUGAUAUAGCUUCGUUAAAACUAAUCCGUGUACUGAUAAUUGCGGUCUUACAGAACAGCAUCAGCCGCCAUCUUGAUUGGCUUAAGGGCGUUAAGGAUGAGCAUGCCAUGUCUUCUCUCAAAUUGGCUCAAGCUAUCAACGAAAGAGGAGUAUACUCCAUUGGCCAUUUGCAAGACAGUGUGGAACCAGCUAGGCUCUAUUACAAGAAAAGUGUGGAUUCCGUUAUCAGUUUACUUUUACCUCUAACCGACCUAAGCGGUGAACGAAAGGAAUUCAGUUUAGAGAAACUUCAGGAGCUACAAAGUAAACUUGCUCUCAUUUCGGGAAAGGAAUCACAAGGGGGCCAAGAGGAUAUAAACAAGUUUGGAGAGGUAAUAUUUUAGAUGGCCAAAGUCGAGAAUCAAGCAAAGUUGUUCAAGAGAAUUUAGGUGAGGCACCUUUCAAACCAAAAGAAUGCACAGGAAAGAAAGGAAGAGUGCAUUAAGCUGCAAAGAUAAAGAGGGCAUAUUAAAAGAAAAGGCUGAAGAAAUAUCAAAAAGGGUUAAAGUUUUAGUGUUGGUGAAGCUUUUACUAUAACUUUAUUUACAUGAUUUUUUUUUAUUUCUUUCCUCGUGCAAUUUGAAUACGGUUAAAAGGCAUAAGAAAUUGUCAUUUUUAUUCUCAGUUGCUUCAAGGUGCUGUUCAACUUGGCCAGGCUUAUGUAAAUCUCUGUGAAACUGGAGAUGUUUCACACCUCGACUGGAACGAAGAAUACAAGUGUAAGAGCUCUAUGGGAAAAAGAAUCAUUGAUGAAAUCCAGUCAAAGUGCGUGGAAUUUGAACAACUUUGCUACGCGUGCAAAGAACACAUCAACGAGAUGCGGAUGAAAUACCCCGAGUUAAACUUUUUCACCAUACAGCAACUUUUAUUCUUACGCAAGGAACUCGCCAGCUUGAAACAAGGCUUGACAUUGGAAUCUCUUAAUCUCCAAGUUUACAGUCUUCUUGAAAAGGUUCUUCCAAGCCUUCACAGAAAAUUACUGCACGAAGCUCUUAUUGAGGCAGGUAUCUGGUCAACAGAUUUUGAUCUGGAUUUCUACAGCGGUCAAGAUGCUCGUAGCACAACAUCCCCGUCCAGCCAAGAUGACACCUUCAGAGACAACGAAGAGAUAAGUGAAAAGUACGAGAGCCUUUUUGAUAAUGUGGAGAGGCUAAAUCCCUCAGAGCCUGAACGCCUCGCUGUGGCAGCUCUUUACAACGAUAUGAAAGGUAACGUUGCCGAGCUUGUUCUUUGGUGUGUGCAAAACAAGGAUAAAAGCGACCUUAUAGAUGAACUCUACGAGAAAGCUUCAGAAGACUCCAAAUUCCGGGGCAUCAUAGGCGAGACUCCUGAUUCAGACGAAGAGUCAUCGCAAUCUUCUCAACAUUCUGAUGACCAGAUGAGGUAAGAAAAUAAAUUGUAGACCACAUCGAAAGUAACUUCAAGAAAAUGUACAUGUGCUAAAUGGUUUGUUCUGUUGCCAUAUGCAUGUGCACCGAUGAUAUAGUAAAGAAGGUGGUUGACAGUUUCAAACAAUUUGAGUAAUUUUAGCCAGAGUUAAACUAGGAAUCCAUGAAUACCAGCACCUACUCUCUUCUAUCUCUUAAUGAGCAAACGAAAAAGACGAAACAGAAAUAGACUCAACGAAACUACGCAGGAGGACCUUCCUGAUGUUUCUUCCAGGACUCUGAGUGAAAUUAACGAAACUGACAGAGGAGUAAGUCCGCGCCAAGGAUUUUGAUUGAGUACAAACCUAAGCCCUCUUUCAUUACUUUAUUUUUUUUUUAUGUGUUUUAGUUUGCAAGAAGGUGAUGAUGAGUUUUCACAUUCGAGUCUACCUGAAGAAGAAAACUUCAUGUUGAACGAAACAUUAGGGGGCACCUUUUUGACUUUGGACGAAAUUGGUGUAUUUCUAUCUUGCUUGGUUGCCGGAAAUGGUAACUUUCAAUAAUUUACAUUUUAUUUGUUAUACCACCUUGCAAUUCUUGUUUUAUUCUUUUUUUUUUUUUUUGCAUUUCUUGCUGGUCACUUUGUAUAUUGCGAGUUCAAGGAGUUAAAGUGCUGAAACGUGAUAUUCACUACAUAUUUAGCGCCUACAAUUUUUUGAUGUUAUUAACCCAGAAUAAUGGUAUCGACGUCAACUGAAUUUUCAGAAAUCUGGCCAAGACCUACCUCAGUAUGACGUGUUAACUUUUAAAUUCUUUAUGUAAAUACCUUUCUAGACAUCUGAUCUCCUGCCGUUAUACAAAAUUAUCCUACCGGCUGAGACUUAUGUCCUGCUAGAACCAAUUGAUCUUAGGGAUACUUGGUCCUUAUUCUUUGCUUUGCCUCAAAGAAGUAUUGUUUUUAUUAAUUAAUCAUUUGCAUGAACCAACCCUCAACUGUAAUCAUUUCUUCUCAUAGAGGACAGAGUUAUGAGGAGAGAAAUCCAAACUUACUUGAAAAGAGGACAGCCGAAUCUCAUGUUAGCAAAAAAAGGUAAGUUGCUGCCAAUAACGUUCUCGUUUAGUUGGUAAAUGUCGAGCAUAAUUUUCGCUCCUAAAAAGUAAGCACAUCCUGAGGCUGCCGAAUCGAUUUAUCUAAACCACAUAAAAAAUAAAGAAAGGAAACGUUUGUUUAUGAUUCCAUAUUUAUUGCGAGACAAGUGGUGAUGACAUUUUCAUACUCGUGUAUAUGACCUCAUGGUAAAAGCAUUAGGACAGCGGCUUCCACCUCAACUAAACUGUUUAACGAUAAAAGUGUGUAUCUCUCUAUUCAGCCGUUUACUUUUAUAUCCACUCGUCCUCUUGAUCCAUAAUUGGUAUUUUUCUUGAUUCAAACAUUUCUUACGCGCUCUUUUCAGAGAACAUCUUUUCCGCUGUUCUUGAACUUUACAAGGAAGAGGGAAUGCAUAGUUUGCCAAAUAGCGACGAAGUCCUCGUUUGCACAUCUGAAACGACAUCUGAGGAGGUAAUUACUAGCGUGACAUGACUCUACACAAAUACAAGAGUAGCCUUGGCAAAGGGAAGAACUUCUAACUUAGUCACCCAUACAGAUCCAUAAUCUUUUACGCGUCUUCGUUUAAGUUAUGUAACUGGAUUAAUAAUCUAAAUGAAAACAUUACACGCUUCUGAUUGGUACUAGACGAGUUUAUUUUUCAUGUAAUAAUGAAAAUGAGAAAAGUACUCGCUUCUGAUUGGCUGCAAACGAAUGCAUCCUCAUGUAACACGAGUGCAAAGUUGUAACACGAGUGCAAAGUCAUAACACAAGUGUAAAUUACAAAUGGUGCGCGCACGCUUUCAAAAUUUCGCCUGUCUUGACUUUCUGGGGUGUUUUUUUAUGCACGUUAUUAGCAGGAAUAACAUGAUUUUUCUUGCAAUUUCGUUUUCUUUGAAAAGUUUACUCGUGCUUUUUUACACCACCUUGCAUACGAAAUCAUGUUGUUUACCUAUACUUAUCAUAACCAUUACAAUUUCCUCAACCGUGAUUGGCGCAUUAGCUGCUUUAUUUUUCACUAAUCACUCCCUAACACUGUAAUCGGACAUUGUCAUCGGACAGUUGGCUGUAAUUGGACACCUGUAAUCGGACAGUUGAAGUUGUCAAUCAUACUAAGUCCACUCAGCCAAAUCCAACAAUCACAGAGUUAAACAGAAUAACCAUAGCAAUAACCACUUAUCCUUAAAAAAAAAAUAUUAAGGAAUUUACAAAAUGGAGAAAUUUUUUUAAUUUAGUCUCUACGGGAGAUUUUUUACCUAAUUGUGUAUGCUGUUUUCGGAAAUUGAAACGGUUAUGAUUAAUUGGUAAAAGGACUUAUUGUCUUCCAAUUCUGUCUGUAAUCAUACUCGUGAUUGACAAAUAGGACUCCCACUUCGCGGUCGUCCAAUUUUGUUAAUCAAUCGUACGAUUACAGAGUAAAUUGGACUCCACCUAGUCUAUUACCAUAACUAAUUGCAGUAUGGGAAACGCGAAGCAAGCUGAACAUAUCGCGAUGGUCUACUCUCUGUUUUCUAGGUGGAGUUGCUAUUUCGUCGAGCCCUGGCAAGCAAUGGAAACAAACUAUACUGUUUAGUCAAUGGUGACCUGUUAGACUAUGACGUCAGUCAGAAGGUGGUAGACUGUUUACACACAUUGCUGCACGAUUAUUCCUACCCGGAAAGUAAGUUCUGUUUGACGUUAUGCCUUUAGGUCCUGUAUUCUGGUCUGUGGUAAACGAAGAUAUUAGUGUAAAAGAGUCUUUUAUUCUUUCUUUAAUGUCUACUUCUAAUUCCUACUCUUUUACAAGGUACUUAGAUCACUUUUCUUUCUUUAUCCUUGAAAACUAGCUCUGUUUGCUGAAGUAAAACGGAACUGAGGAGCUAGCUGCCUCUUACUUAAUGAAUUGUUGAAUCAAAAAUUUCCUAGUCUUAGAAAGUUAAAUAUUUCCUUAUAUUUAUGGUUUGCUUUUGAUGUUUUGUUUUAUUCGUUUUCUGAAUUUUUCAGGCUUGGCCCUUGUUGUUCUAUGCAGUAGCGAAAAUGAAGAACGAGCUCAUAUCAUCACUUGUUUGGAACAGUACAAAGUAUUAAUGCCGAGGUAUCCUCGACCAGACGAGCUGCGGCGAUACCUCGCAAAGCAGUUUACAGUACCAGGGCAGAGGCCUGGUGUGUAUCGUGAGAAACACGUGAUCUGGAGUCCAGCUGCCGAAGUUAGUCGAGCGGAGAAGUAGGUGUAUCUCUGAUUGUUCUUUUAAUCACGGAGGGAAAUUAUUUCUUGUGGGACCGCGAGGACAAAGAUUGCAUUUUCGCACGCUUAAGCAUCACUAUCCAUUGUUCCUUGUUUUGAGAAUGAAUUAAAGGACUCUUACCUAGAUUAACUGGAAAGAUAAGAAAAAUGUUGCGCUUUAAAGAACGCGAUGAUUAGAAAAGAUGUGGCUUGUCUCUCCAUACUGUGCGUUUGUGCCAACAAUUGCAGAUUACGACGGUUGUUGUACCUCUAGGAAAGGCACGUUGUUUGUCCGUCUUUUUAAAUGUUAAAUAACUUUAUUGUGUCUUAGAAAAUUGAAGCUAAAACCUAGGCCAACUCUUAAUCCCUACUGUAUUUUAAAACUGACGGGUUUGAUAUUUGUCACUUUAUUCCUUUUUGGAAUAAAUGAGAUUUGAAUUAGGGAUGUCAUUCAAAAUUAAGCUAGGAAAUUACCUGACACAUCAUCUCUCCAACAUAAACCAUGCCCUCAUCCACGCACUCUAAACGAGAACACUGUUUAUUUUUUAAAGCUUAAAUGUUCUCGUGGUAUCCUCUGAACACCCUGGAGUAGGAAAAAGUUUGGUCGUUCGUAGGUUGGCUGAAGAAUUGGAAAUGCUUCCCAACAAUCAGCUUGUGGUGGAAGUAAUGCUACAGGAGGGUGAAGAAACACCUCGUUUGUGUGUAACAAUUCCUUUCCAUGAUAAACAUGCGCAUGUUGCAGAUGCUGUUGGUUUCUUUCUUCCUCAUGCUCUACAUUCGGAUAUACCUUUGUCAAGGAUUUUUCAUCUUGAUCGUUCCUGUGUGGUGAGUUUGUUUAAUUCUAUUCAUUCAUGUAUUUUCUUUUCUGGUAAAAGAAAGACGUUAACACAGAAUGGCUGUAAGUUCUUGAAGAAAAUCGUCGCGCUAGAGUACAGAACUUUUAGAGAAUAUUUCUUUCAAACGUCGUCUAAAACUUCCCCUAAAGAGUAAAAAGUUGUGAUAGGUAUCAGACAUCUCUUUUACAAUCAAAAUAUUGCUCUAGACUGUUAUUGUUAAAUUCGAUUUAAUUCAUAAGUUUGAAAGUCUCUCUGUUUAGUCACUCACCCCCCCGAGAGCGAUAGUUAUAGUUUGCAAAGAUGGCUGAAGCUGUCAACCGUUAGGGGAAAAACCACGAUUUAUGUUUGCAAGAAUGUGAAAAAAAAAAUUGCAUUAAGUCUGGAUAGUGUACCGGCAAGUAGACAAAAAGUUGAAGGUAGUCCGUGCCAGCGAAAACGGUUAAGCAAAAACUACGUAAGAAAACAAGCAAUCACAAUUCUAAUCAAUGCUUUCUUUGACAGGUUACUCCAGAGUUCGAAACGUUGCUGUUUAAUUUACUGAUCCUGGGUGAACUAACUGAUGAUUGUGGACGCGUUUGGAGAAGGAAUUCACAUGACUUGUAUAUCCUGGAAAUCACCAACCCUACUUUAAUGGUAAGAAUUCUCUCUCAUAUACGACUGAAAGAAAAUGUAUCUGCCAAUAUGCUUUUAACGAAUAUUACUUCAUAACUGUUUUAUCUUAUUAAUCUUUUAUAUAAUAAGAGGCCAAAGGAGUCAUCUGAAGCAUGCAAGUUUGAUCAGCUCCUCCCACAAAUAAGAUGUCGUCUUCCGACAGACACUCUGUUCUCCUUGAGAAGAAAAAGCGCAGGUAUGAUUUGAUUUAAAUUUGGCCGAGAAAAUAUUUGAAUAUUUGGUAGUGACAAAGUCAUCUUACAGUCUCACUCUGAAAUUUCUGAAAUCUGUAGUAUUACAUCUGUAGUGCUACGCUGGAACAUAAGUAAAAUUAGAAAAUUUUCAUCCUUUGUCCUUAAAGCAAGGACUUUGUAGAAACCAUCUCGAGGAUUUCGUGCUUAAGACAGUUUGCCUGUAAUUACCCCCUUGCAACAUGAUGGGAAUUCCUCUAUUCGAAUUUGACUAAAAGUCAACUUACCCACCUCGAGUACAGUCCUUACUAUUUCCACAUCUCAUGACAUCUUCAAAACGUAUAUUUUCGUAGCAGCAAAAGAAACUAAUAGCCCAUCGUUUGAUGAGGGAGAAUUAAAGAGCGACGAAGUUCAGCGCGUGUGGCAGUAUCUUCAGCUGAUCAAGGAGAAACCUGAACUCAUCCAGGAGUUCUACUAUGACCAGAACUCUAAACGCACGAGUCCAGCCGAAUGUCUUAAAACAUUAAUCAGGUUUGUAACCUGUUCCGUGGGAGAGACAGCAGUUGUCCCAGAGAAAAGCAAGCGUUCAAACCUUAAAUCACCUUCGUCCUCGUUUUUUUCACCUUGGUACAGUCAAACCUCUAUUUAGCUGGGUUCUGUUAAAGGAUCACCUAUCCUUAAGCGGUUGCUCUCCAGAUUCUCGUAAUUGGCUUCCCAUAUUAACAUAACAGUCAAACCUGUAUUAAGCGGUCACCCACGAGGAAUGGCGCUUAAUAAAGGUUAACCACUUAAUAAAAGUUGACUGCUUAAUACAGGUUACCGCUAAAUAUAGGUUGACCGCUUGAUACAAGUUUUACAAAAUAGAAGUAACAUAAAAACUAUUAAAAACGCCAUUUUAUGCCAAAAUUGACCACUUAAUAUUCAAAAACUCACUCAAAAACUACUAAUAUAAUAGUGCAAAUACUAGUAAGAAUAUUAAAAACAAUGGAAUGAUGAAUCUCAAAUUCGAUGGGGUGACUUAUGACACGCGAGGAAAUUUUGCACAUGGUAAUACGCUACCCGCAAAAUAUCCUUGAAUAAGGUGCAUCUAGCGUUAACUUUCUCGUUGCUCGACAGAAGCGUUUCGGAGACCAAACAGGAGAAACCUUUUAAAAAAACCAUUUAUUUGCUUAACUAUGUAAGGGUUCUUCUCUUAGAUCUUUAAGUGUGCAAUUUGUAAGUUUUUACCCUUUAAUUACUGAACCUAGCUCUUUGUGUAAAUACUCAUUCCGUGUUUGGUUUCGUCAGGAACUGUGGAGUCACGAACCCGUCAUGGUCUGAACUUCGAUAUUUUGUGAACUUUUUGAACUACCAGCUCAGAGACUGCGAGGAAAGCGCGUUCUGUAACACCUCAUUGGUAGAGGAUACCUUGGAAGGAUUCCGGAACUUUGUGGUUAAUUUUAUGAUAAUAAUGUCAAAGGUUUGUAAUAAAAAAAAUGAGUAUUAAUAACAACGACUGAUUUCCAAGAUUUCAAGAGUCCUAAAGAUUGAUCACCCGUAAUCGUCAUUCCGCUUCAAUCGCUUCUUUCUGUAGUCAUUUUGCUUCUUCUUAUAUUACCGACAACAGUCUUUCUCAGGACUACACUCACCCGCACGAUCAAACUACACUUUUACAUUAUUUCUCCUUGUGUAUUAUUCCCUCUUGGAAAACUAUUUGUUUGUAGUCGUCCUCUGACUCUUAUAAAUGGUAUGGCAAAAUUCCAUGGGUGCCACUAAUUAUGAAACUAUGUCGCUCUCUGACAGGAUUUCUCGAUGCGAUCUUUAACAGACAUAGACACUAGUCAGACUCACGGGACAUCGGCCGGUUUAGAGGAAGAGCACGACAUUGUUCCCUUCCGGCUUCGGAGACGUUGGGAGAAGAGGUAAUACUUGUUCAUACGUUUUGAUCUCACCAUUUAACAUUUGGAACAAGAAUACAAAUAUUCUUUCCUUCCUUUUUUUUAAAUGUAGGCCUCAUCCAUAUAUCUUUUUUAACCCGGAUCAUGUUACCAUGACUUUCCUCGGAUUCCGUGUUGAUCAAGAGGGAAAUCUUCUGGAUCCGCAGACUCAGCAAAUCAUUCAAGAAGGGAUCAUGAAAAGACGUCUUCGCACGGGACUGAGUGUACAGAAAGUGGAUUUGGACAACAGCUUUGAGUCCUAUUCAAAGUAGGUAUCAAGUAACGACUGCUGAAUGAUAUAUUUGAACCAGUUAUUGAGAGUAUGUCUUGCCUCCGUUCGCAACUACUAAAGCAGUUGGUGGUGGGGGGCAGGAGGGGGUCGAAAGAGACUCGUUGGCUAUGUGAUUUGCGUGAUGGAGAAGGGUUGAGAGGUCACGGUCCGAGCCCUAUCCGAGUCUAUGCAUUGCUUCUUUUCAGUGCCUCUUUCUACCCUGGAAUACAAAUGAGUCCCAAAAAACUGUGCAAAAAUGAAAAGCAGUCGUUAAGAAGCUGCCUAAAUAGACUAGCAUUCCGGUGUCGGGAAGAAGCGAUAAUCCCAGAGGCGAACUUCAUUGCAUUCGUGAUAUCUGUUCAUUUUUUCAUUGUCGUAACGACCUUCACGUGUAAAAAUAAAUUAAAAUUAAGAAAAUUUUACUUGUUUCAUGAAAAAAUAAAUUUUUUUCCGUCACAUAGCUGAUGUGAGACUAUACACCUGGUUGUAUGGUGUUUCGUCAAAUUUUUGCUUGUUUACGCAAACUUUAAAAUUGUGUUUCAGGUUUCAAAAAAUCGAGCUGCUGUGUGCUGUCAUGGGUAUCAACUUUGUACAUGAUCCUGAUGACUCUUAUGAGCUGACGGGUGAUAAUGUUAAGAAAAUUCUUGCCAUCUAUAUGAGGUUCAGAUGUAACAUUCCAGUCAUAAUCAUGGGUGAGACAGGAUGUGGAAAAACAAAACUUAUUCGAUAUUUGUGCGGACUGCAAACAGAGGGAGAAAGACAAAGAAACAUGCUGUUAAUGAAGGUGAAACCAAACUUCUAUUCUCGAUUCAUUUUUUCAGUGUAGUUAUUGAGCGACUCUUGGACAUUUGUGUUGAUAUUACUGCCUAUAUUGAAAUUCUAAGGUUAAGAAUACUGUUCGUAGCACUGUCUGUGUGAAUUUAUGUUUUUUUGUGUGUGGCAUUGUACUCUAUUCAGGAAAAUGAAGCAAUAAGUUGAAGUAGUUCUCGCAGAAACCUCCCUAACGAGUAAACUAAGAAUACCAAAUUUUGCGGCGACAUGAAAGGGCGAUAGAAAUUUUUUCAGUGCUACCUUGUUCUAAGUUUAAGACGGUGUAGUUGAAGCGGCGGGAAGGGGACGGGGUAUUCAGGCAGUGAGAUCUGUGUUGAGAGGCAAACCUUCUACUUCCUCUCUUGCUCUGGUUUCUAUUGGCUUCAUGCCUCCGAUGGCCCCUUUGGUUAUCCAAGCACCCGGUACUGUAAUAUUAUUUUUCAGUGAAUGUUUUACAGGUAGGUUGGGCAUGGAAGGGUACAAAUAAAGAUUAACUGUUGUUGUUGUUCACUUAUGAUAGAUAUUUUAUUGUAAAAAAGUGCAGUAAUAGAAAGAUGAGGAAAAACCUAGCUGUAACACUUCCACAGCUUCCUUGAGAAAUGUAACCAUGAACCUGAAAAGAUGCAAUUUCGUUACAACAUAACUCAAUAUUUGUCACUGUUUUCGCUUUCUUUAGAUUCAUGGCGGCACCACUUACAAAGACAUAGAAAGAAAUGUUCUUCAAGCCGAGGCAAUGGCUAUUAGUAACAAACAUGAAGGCAAAAAUAUCGACACCGUUUUGUUUUUUGAUGAGGCAAAUACCACCGAAGCUUUGGGGAUGAUUAAAGAGAUUAUGGUGGACCGAAGAUGUAAUGGUCGGCCCCUGAGUGAGAGUCUGAAAUUCAUCGUGGCUUGCAAUCCAUAUCGAAAGUAAGUCUUGUCUUUACAGUGUGAAAUUGGUGAUUAUGAAGUAAAAUGUAAUAAAGGGCAAACGUCGUGGGGAAAACAGUUAUUAAGCAACUGGGAGGAAAGGAGGAGGAAACAGUUAGCAGUCUGGAUGGCGUUGUGUUCUGAGGCCAAACACUGCUCUCCAAACGCGCCACCUAAAACAACAGGGGAUAGACAUGGUAUUUUAUCAAGCAGGUAGAAUGAAAAAGUAAUGUAAUUCAAGUUUGGCACUUACUGUGGCUCGUGAGUGCCAUUCUGAAUGAAAUUAAAAGUUUCUAUUCUUAUAAACUUUGGAUCUAGAUCUGUAGUGAUAACUUUGGAUUCGCGGUUGUAACUUUGCAUUCGCAGUUAUGACUCUUACACCAAUAUCCACUAUCUUAAACAGUUAGAAUGUCCCUUUUAGGCCUCCAUAAGCAGCUUAAGCGUGACUGACUGCACAAAGGGUUUUCGGCUUCUUUAAUGUCAAUGCCGUGGUCGUAAAUUUUAAACCAGCCACAAAAGACGAUAACUAAGUUACCAUGACGUAAGCUAGUUGCCUAUUGCAUCAUAUAAACCAACACCGAAACCUUAUUUAUAUAAAAAAUUUUGGCAGGCACACGGACGAAAUGAUACAGAAACUAGAAUCUGCAGGAUUGGGCUAUCAUGUAACAGCUGAAGAAACUGCUGAACGCCUCGGUAAGAAUGAAAUAAUGAGAGAUUCCGUGUGAAAGACCUCGAGAAAAUAACCUGGUCUGAUUUUUUUUCUAUGGUUUCUUUUCUACUAUCUAGGUAAAAUCCCACUGCGUAAUCUUGUUUAUCGUGUCCAUGCAAUACCAGAGAGCAUGCGUAGUCUAGUCUGGGAUUUUGGACAGUUGAAUCCGGAAGUAGAAGAGCUUUACACCCAACAGAUUGUGAGGAGAUAUGUAAGUAGAUGUCAUUGUAGAGCGGGUAAAAUCCGGCAGUAUAUCCCAGCAAAUUUCAAAUGAAAAAACACGCUCGUGAUGUCGUUAGUCAAUGUGACCACUUUUGUUACAUACUAUAAAUGUGCCACUCGGUUCCCGGAUGUGGUGGUCGUAGUGAUUCUACGAGUGUUUUACUUCCCAGCAAAACAAUGCUGCCUAUAUAAUUAUUUACUUUAUCCUUUUGACCCCUAAGAAUGAUCAACCCUGGAACACACUCUGAAGUCACUUGAUUAAAGGAAAUGACCAUUAACUUAAGAAGCUUUCGAUCGUUUAACAAAUUCUCCGUUGUCAACACUCAAGGAAAUAUGUGUAGGAGACAGUAUGGAGAAUAUGCAUACUAAUGUUGGGAUGUAGAGGAUUAUUUUUAGCGCUAAAAAGAGUUAUCUGCUAUGAUGAUUCUUCACUCGAACGCACGUUAUUGGUCUAAACUUCAAUAAGAGACCUAACAUGCUUAAGCCAAAAUUAUAAGAACCACAAAGGGCGGCUAACAUAUAUCGGCUGAUAGUGUCCGCGGCUGAAAGAUUGUCCUAAAAAUGAAAAGUUAUUCCCAAAGCAAAACUUCGAGGGCCAAUGCUAAAUUUCAAGGAAAUAUUUUUCAGCAGGAAAAAAAGAGAGGAAAUCCGUAAACCACUGGUUAAAGCGCUUAAUUCGAUAGAGCCCCAGCUUAUUUCUUUGAUUAACACUUGUUUUUUUUGUGCGAAAUCAUAAUCUAUUUCAGGUUGAUCAAGGUCGUCUACCAGGCGAUGAAAACUUAGUCAGUGCCAUAGCAAGUGUUUUAGCAGCUUCCCAGAGAUUCAUGAGAGAGAAAAAGGUGUUUUGCUAACUGAACAGUAGCAAGUUAUCACCCUUGUUCAAUGAAAAUGAGUAUUUUACUGACCUGAUCUUUUAGUUUCGCUGUUAUUUUUUUGAGAGCCUGCUAUCAAAUUUCUGGUAGGUUUGUUGGUAUCAUGUCUGUUUUUGCGCAAAGUCUUUUUUAUUUAAACUUGUUUCGAUAGGAAAUUCGUGUAACAUAAUAAAAUAUGUAAUACAGGUGAUGUCGUCGUAUUUUAAUGGAUUUUCCCUAAUGUUCUUGAAGAAAAUGGCGCUUUGUUGUAGCCUGAAUACGAAAAGAUUCUUAUCGUUUCUUACAAACUGGUUUAAAAUUCCUAUUUGCAGGAUGAAUGCAGCUUUGUUAGCUUACGUGACGUCAAAAGAGCCAUGGAGGUCAUGCUGUGGUUUCACGAACACUUCCAGCACUUUUCUUCUUUGAUGCAAGAGAAGGAAAGUGACAAUGAAGACGAUGGCGAGAAUGAAGGCGAAACCAGCUCUCAUGUGAUGCAACCAAAUCUGAAAGAAGUACCACUUGCUUCUGUUGACGAGAUAUCCGUACUGAAAGAGGAAGAACAUGCAGGUUUCAAAGUGGAAAGGCGAAAGCUUAUCGAUCACUCGGGCAGGUUUAAUCCUCUCAAAGAAGAAGUUAAAGAAACAGACGAGCGACCAAUCUUGCUCGAGUCCGUGUCUAAGCAGAUCCCCUGUGCUGCUCCCAAAAAAACACGGUUUAUUCUUUCAGAAGAAACCAAAGAUUUACCAAAGCCUCCACAUGUGGUUCCUCUAUUCGAUCUUCCAGUUCCGAAGUUUGACUUUAAAGAAUCUUAUGAAGGACCGCUCCCAGAAGAAAACGUAAUUACUGUUUUACUUAAGACCAUUAUUUAAUACUAGUGAAGAUACUCGCUGUUUCAGUUGUGAUAAUUACCAAGCGCAUGAACCUCGUUUUUGCCAUUAUGUGUACUUUUAAUCUUAUACGAAUAAUCUUAUUCUUGGACUACUGAGUAAUUUUAAGGCCGCAAUCAACUCAAGCGCAGACAUCAUCACACCUUGACAUUAUCACAUCGACGCCAUGCUACCCUCCAGAAAAUCUUUUGAUAUAUGUUUGUUUUUAGACUUCGGAAUACAAAACUUAGCAUUGCCUUGGUCGAGGAAUUUUAGGUAAAUGUGUUUUUGAAGGCAAGCAAAUGGAGGUCUGAAUGUCAAGUUCAUCAUUGUACACUGCGCAAAAAUUAAGUUAACGUAUUUUCUGUUUUUUGAAACUACAGUGAUCCCAGUUAUCAUUUAUUUUAGGGAGAUGUCAGCGACAGGAUUGACCCAGUAUCCUGGUCUUUAAUCCUUGCUCUUGGCGUUUGUUACCAAGCACGGUUAACAGAUAGGAAGGAAUACCGCGAGGCAGUAGCAAAAUCAUUCAGACCACCAUGCAGGCUUCCUGGUGGAGCCGAAAGAAUUGAAAGAGAAAUUUCUCGGUAACGUCAUUACUUCGUUGACGAUAAACAUACAUGUGUAUAUGCAUGUUGUUUGAGAGGGAUACUGUUUAAACUUCCUUUCAAAGCUCUUUCAACUCUAGCUAUGUUUUUUUUUUAAGAUUCUUUCUUCUUUUCCUAAAAUGGUUAUUUGGCUGAACACCGACGAAAAAUGACAUUUUUGUCCAGUUUGCUGGAAAGCGUGAAUUUUUUCCUUUAUGUUGUUUUAUUAUUCGAGGAGACAAAUUUAAAGGAACGUUUUAGUCACUGUUAAUCAUUUAUGUGUAUCAAUUCUUUGUGAUGAAGAUAAUGAUAAAUACUGGUUCUACGUUUCCUUAUGAAGAUGUCAAGAAACUCUGAUGGGGGAGUUAGAACUUGGACCCAACAUAGCUCGCAACGAAGCCCUUAGUGAAAAUGUGUUUAUGAUGGUGGUGUGCAUUGAGCUCAGGAUCCCAUUAUUUGUCGUUGGAAAACCGGGAAGCUCAAAAUCUCUGGCUAAGACCGUCGUCGCAGAUAACAUGCAGGGAGCAAGAUCCAGAUCUGACCUUUUCAAAAAGUUUAAGCAGGUAAGACCGAAGCACAAAGUGCUUAUAAAAUGAUAAUGAUAAUAACAAUAAUACUAUUGAUAAUAUUAAUGAUAACUGGAAAAAAAACGUUUAACUCUUAGAAUUGUUUCUGUUCCCUGUGGGUUCUAACUGUGUUAAUUAAGUAUUAUGGUAUAGAAGGAAUGGUUCCAACGUAGUCAUUUACUCAAAGGAAAGCGUUUAGGCACAUACACCCCACGGAUAACAUUUUGAGAAGCUAUUUGGCAUAGCUAUUUUAGCAUAUAAGGUUUCUGACUGUUUUCUUUUGUCUUCAAAGAAAUUUUUCACAAGUAAGGUUUUACAGUGCGUUGUAGGAACCAAGGAAAUGAAUCAAGUGGUUCCAUUUUUUUAUUAUAGAUUCAGUUGGUUUCGUACCAGUGUAGCCCCCAGUCCACCCCUGAGGGUAUACUCGCAACAUUUAAACAGUGCAGUGAACUUCAGGAAAGUAAGAACGAACAGGCAUCUUCAGACACUUUUGCUUCUGUGGUAGUGCUGGAUGAGAUCGGAUUAGCUGAGGACUCGCCAAAAAUGCCCUUGAAAACUCUACAUCCCCUGCUGGAAGAUGAUGACCAAAACGACGAGUUUGUGAUCCAGUCUGGAAAGAGUUUUACAAGAGUCGCCUUCAUUGGCUUGUCCAACUGGGCGCUGGACCCAGCCAAGAUGAACCGUGGGAUAAUGCUUUGCCGUAACGAACCUGAUGGUGACGAACUGGAGGCGACCGCCAGGUAAUGUCGGAAAGAUUCCAUAAAAUUUGUGAUUCACAUUUAAACUAUCUAUUUGAUAUCAAUUACAUCUAGAGUAUCUCUUAUAUGCAAAAAUCACCUUAGGUAGGUUAGCUCAGUGAUGUAAUGAGGUGCUCAUUCAACAAAUCAAAGGAAACCUUUUUUCGUUAACCAUUCCACCAUAAAGCAAACGAACGGGAGUAUUAUGGUGUGUCGGAACGCAAGGGAAACUAUAAAUUAACUAUUGGAAAUCAACAACUUGCUCCAACGAGAGGCUAAUGCUCGGAAUGGCAGCUUUUCUAACCGACCCAAGGUGACUCAUAUUUGAUAAUCAAUUAAUUGUUUUCAUAAUGAAAAAGCACAUGGAAGCAGUGUAGCAAAGACAUUUUUAGGCGUGAGCAAUGACCGCAAACUGAAUGCAACUGAAAGUUCGAAGCGGACGAUAAAUUUGUUGCCAGCACCGAGGAAAGCGACUGUUUACUUCCUGUUGCCCUUCGAUCUUCGAAAUUUCUUUAUGUAAGAAAUUUGUUUUCGAGCCGAGCUAAUUCAGGCUCUCUUAGCUGUUGGUAAAGAACAAGUACGUUUAAAACGACUCAUAUAGGGAAGGCGCAUCAUUUUUCAAGGUGAUUUGUAGAUGACCAUACGGAGGAUAGGAAAUCUUUCUUUCAGGCCAUUACCCAUUUUUUUUCCAACUUAUUCUGUAAUCAACAUGCAAGCCUACUAAAUCAUGUUAAUUUUCGAGUGAGGCCUAAGGUUUACCUAUCGAUUAAGUUUCGUAGAUUGUUAGGAAAGCAAACUGGAUAUAAAACAUUGUUAUCAAAAUGUCUGAUAUAAGACCGUUCAUCAUCUUUGAUUUAAGCUAUAUAUUGAUUAUUGCAGGGGUAUUUGUGGAAGUAAUGAGGACAUAUUGAUACAUAUAGAACACCUUAUAUCCCCGUUGGUCCGUGGCUACAAAGACCUUUACACCAAACAAAAAACAUCGAAGAAACUGAUAGAGGGAAAGAAAGAUGAAUUUUUUGGACUGCGAGAUUUCUACAGGUUUGAUUGUGUUGACCUGAUCUGAUUAUGUUUUGAAUUAACUUUUCGAAGAAUUUCAACUAAUUGCUCAUUGCUUUUGUUUUAAUUCAGUCUCAUUAAAAUGAUCGUCUGCAUCGCAAAAGAGCAGCAACGCCGACCAAACUGGGAAGAGCUCGAACAGACUAUUAAGAGAAACUUCAGUGGCCUUCUGGAGGAGGAUUUUAACCCUGUGAGAAUUCUUAUGGAUCAUAUUGGUUUUCCUGAGGAAUAUUUUCAGGUUAAAACACUUUUUUCUUUAUUGUCUUAAAUAAGAACUUCAUGCUUCAAAACCGGUUUUAUCGUCUCUUAUCUGACACCGAAGUUCUAUUUUUUAGAAAUAUCUCAAAAACAGAAAUACUAAUUUCCGGAGGACUUGCAUUAAAAUUUACCAAGCAGUGAACUUUCAUGUUCAUCACAGAUGUUUAUGCCGUCGAUUUACACGGCGAAAUUAGAUUACGGUGGAUAAGCGAAAUGUCGAUUUAAAUCAAAUACAUACUGUUUUAUGCCCCUUGAUUUCUCAGAUCACAUACUUAAGAUGAAUUUUUAGUAAGGCUUAAACCAUUUUCAUUUAAAUAACAGCCCAAGAGUACCUCUGAUGGUAAUUCGUUUGGGACACACUUCGGUGGUAAUCGAGCUAAUGUUAGAUCUGUUUUAGAGGAUAUCCCAAGGAUACUUCUUAUGGGCCUUCGACGAUCACGCACUUUAAAAACCACAAUUUACCUCAUAUUCGUAACCACCAAGAUGAUAAUUGUUUCCACUUGUUACAUUGUUUAAACCUCCCAUAACUUACAGGAUGAAGAACGUACAGAAGUUGACUCUCUAGAUCUUAUAAGGGCAAGCCUGAAUCGGGAAAGCGUAAUGGGGUAAGUCUGAUACCGCUUUGUUUACAACUCUUUAGUAGAAAAUAGGAGAUCUUUAGAUAUGUAUUUCCUGGAGUCUUGUCUAAUGUGACAAUGUGACCAUGUGACCUGUUCCAAUUAAGAGGUACACCUCCCGUUCAAUAUACUCAAUUGAUAUCAACGUCAUGGAUUAAUCAUUUCCUAGCCAAUACAAGCAUGUCAGAUUACCAUUUUAAAAUCAUUUGACGUACUGCCGUAUGAAGAAAUAUACUCCUCGUUGCUUGACACGGUUUUAAUUAUCGUACAACGAUGAAGGAGUCCUACGAUACAAAUAACAACCGAAUUAUACUAAAAUACAGUCCUUAAAAGCUCACAAUAAAAACGAUGCAUAUACCUAGAGAUGAUAUACAAUGUAAGAUGGCUAACUUACAAUAGUAAAGCGGUAAGUAGAGUUCCGAUCCAACGUAGAUAGAGAAAUAUAUAUUUCCUUCGUAACAAGAACGUAAACACAAAAUGACUGACUUCCUUGAACCGGUCAGCGGUUAUGAUAGUUCCUAGGCCCUAGCGGCCACGUCAAGUCUCUUCACCGUACAUGGCCCGUCAGUGCAAAUCCCACCGUUCUGUCUUGACCAAAUACUCACAUGAAAUUCAAAGGCGAUAUCCCUUAUCAUUUGCUCAAAGAGGUUUGCCGUGUCUUUUUUUUUUAUAGAGAUGGACGGUAUCUGCUCAUCAUGACUGAGAACUUUGCGGCUUUGCCAAGAAUAAAACAGCUUUUGUUGGAACAGGACGAGGAAGAACCAUACGUUAUAUUCGGUAGUGGUUUCCCUAAAGACCAGCUAUUCACACAGGUGAAAAUUAUGCGCUAUAUGUCACGUCACUUUUACUCUCUCAGCCUGUGUAUCUGUUUAUUAUCUGUGCCAUUGCCUGUAUCACCUCAUCACUGCUUGUAUAUCUCUCUGCCUGAUGUCUGUUUUUCUCUGUCUGCUUGUCUAUCUGCUUGUCUAUCUACUUGUUUAAGUGUGUGUCUUUCUGUUUCUUUAAUGUUUCGGUUGCUUUAGCCAUUUCCUUUUCUGUCGCGUUCACUCACUGAUAACUGGAAAUUUAUUGAUUGACACAAUCAUUAGGUCAAUGCCAUAACCAAAGAUUGUGUAAACGUAACUUCUGCAGGUUUGCCGAAACAUCAACCGUGUUAAGAUGUGUAUGGAGACAGGCAGAACAGUAAUUUUGCUCAAUCUUGAAAACCUGUAUGAAAGCCUCUACGACGCCUUGAAUCAGGUCAGUCAAAAUCGUACCAUACAACGUAUGACGUAACUUUUCUAUACUUUGCCAUGCGAAUGUACCUCAGCCGCUGGUGCACCACAAAGUGAUAUCUAUACUUUUUCGUUACCUUUUAGCUUUCUCUUAAAUUUGUUUUCAAACUGUGUUUUUAGUAUUACGUCUCUUUUGGAGGAAAGAAAUAUGUCGAUCUUGGGCUAGGGAAUAACCGAGUCAAAUGCCGCGUUCACCGAAAUUUCAGGUAAUUAUGUCUUGGAUCAGUAAUCAUGACCAGUAUUAUGAAGAGAUAAGAAUUAUAGUCUAUAUCAGAUUAGCAGGCCAUCAUGCACUUUUGAGAUUAAAGCUCCAAACUUAGAAUUGUACCCAUUACUUCGUGAAUGUUUUGCUAAAUAGGGUUACAAUACUUAUUCAAUCUAAAGGAAAGGCGUUUCUGCCAAGAAUAUUUUAGGAACGUAAUUUGAUUUCCGUCAAACUUUAUCAAACUCGAAACAAAAUACUGGCUGUAUGUGAGGGUUGAAGUAGAGUGAAAGAAAUCCUUUUGUGGGCAGCUGUUAAUAACGUUAUGUGGUACAACAGCUUGUACACAUUUACAAAGGUACUGCUUAUUUCAAACGAAGAACUGUUGCAAUCAUUCUUUUCAACAGGCUUAUUGUCAUUGCUGAAAAGGACGUGGUUUACAACAAGUUUCCCAUCCCUCUGAUCAACCGCUUGGAGAAACACUUCCUUGUUAUGUCAUCUGGCCUCACCAAGCUUCAGGAGGAACUGACCAGGGAAUUGGAAGAUUGGGUUGAGGAUUUUGCGUCUAUAUUGCAUCAGACCCACGAGAAACAGAGGUUGUUUCAAAAUAAGAUUACUUUGAACCAGUUUGCAUCUCUCUUCUUUUCUUCGGUUUGGUUUUGUUUGUUGUUGUUACUUGUAAAGCUAUCUAAAUCUUCUCAUUUUCCUAAAAUAUUACAAGAGGAAGGUGACAUUCACCUUAUUCAUUACAGGUGUUGUUACUUAUGCCUAAAUGCAUAAUUUGAAUUAAUACUGAUGCAGUUUGAAGUAUUUUAAGACUGGACCAUGCCUUCGUGGCAGGUUCCAAUUGAAUUUUCAUUCCCAUUAAUCGAAUAUGUUGCGGUUCCAAGUUUCCUACUCUGUUGAUGACAAAUUUGCCGCGUUUAACAUCUAAUCUUUUUCCUUAUUAAGAACAUUCACUAAAGGAGAUGCUUUUAUUGGUUACCACGGAGACACUGUCCCGGCCGUAGUUUUGCAAGUUUGUGCUGAGCUUCAUUACGACGGGACCUCCCCGACAGAUCGAGAUAGGGAGUCUUGGAUGGAAGAAGUAAGUUGUACUACGAGAGAGAGGAAAUGCUAUACACGAUUGUCCAUGAGGUUUAGCUAUCUGCAUGAACAAUCCCAGUAAAGAAAGCAUGGUGUGCAUCUCUUUUGGGCCUCUUAUUGGGGUACUUACCCUUCAUACGGAAAUACCAUCCGUACAGCUGAAAUGGUUCGUUGGCCUUUAGGACAUUUUGUAAGCACGAACCAUCAGUUUGGGAUAAGAGUGCUGUUUUCUGUUCACUGGAUCUUCGAAUGUAGCUUCCUCUUUUUCUUUCUUCUAAAAAGCCUCGAAGGUUUGUGGCCAUGAUUGAUAUUCCAGCUGUUGUUUACUCAGCUGCUGUUUUCUGCUUCAACUCACAAUGACUUUUUCAGAUUCCAUGGGCCCUGCUGUUCAAUGGGUGGAUUACGCUAUCCAACGGAUAAGUGUUAACAAAACGUAUUGCGCUAUCCACUGGAUAUAGAUUUAUCCACUGGAUAGCGCUACUCACCCUUUGAACAACCGGGGCUAGGAUGAAGGUAAGAAUGCCGUUUUUGUAUGUAUUUAAAGUUUUAUUUUCCUCCAGGUGCUUUGCAUAUGUAAGGAGCGUUUGCUACAGUGUGCGACUCCCGACUCUGUUACUCGUCUCCGUUUCUCACGUCUUAGCCAAGACGCAAACGAAUUAUGGACGACGUACUUCCGUAAGCAAGAACACUCGAGCCUGGCCAGCUUUUUAGAAAAAGAAGUCGGGCCUACUAACUUUGGUGCUGAUGGAAUGUCUAAAGCGUCAUUUCGUGCCCAAGUAAGAAAAUUAGAUUCUCUAAAAAAGUUCCUGCUUAAACAUUUCGUUAGCUGAACUUUGAUCGUUCGAUUAAUCUGUCAAAAUUGACUCAUGACUGUCUAAGGUAAGAACCCGGUUGGGGAUUAAAUAUUAAACAUGGUGAUACAUUUUCUCGAGCUGAGCCACAAAUUUUCGGUCCUUGGAAUUUUUUUUGGUAGGUUUCGCAAAUGCCAGCGACAUUUUUCUGCCAAAUUUUCUCAACAAUCUUCGCUAGAAUGUCUCACCACUGAGAAACUUCAAACAGGGUUCAUUUCUCCAAAUUUAGUUCGUAUUACUUUUGCUCAGUUCUGUAGUAAUCAGUAAAAUCUAUCUUGAAUAACAUAAAUAAAUGGAAUAGGAUGAACUUCUUUCUAAUCGUUAUUUUUUCCCAGAUUUCGACACACUCUCGUCUUCUGACAGACCGAGACAUUCCUGCAAUUUCCAAUGCUGUUAACGUGCAUCCAAGUUCAGUAAAGUGUGUCUCACUGCAGAAGUUCCAAACUGAACAGCAAUUCUGCAACAGUAUAGGGUAACAACUAGAUUUGAGUAUCUUUUCAGUAGAGUUUAGACAUGUAGCUUCAAAAAGAAACAACGAUAGUGGUAGAAAUUUUCCCAAUAGAACAAUGACAACAAUACCAUUAUAUUAUAACAUUGCUCCCCUGCUCUGAAACAAAAUCAAUGCAAAUGCCGUGGAUGAAAGAGGAUAAAUCUGCAAUACUCAAAAUUGAAAUGUAGUUGAUCAGAUAAGUGAUUAUUAUAAAAGGACUGCAUUAAUUAGGUUAUUAACAGAAACCCAUCUGGGAAAUAUCAUGUCAAACGCCAGAUUACUAAGCCAAUCAAAAAGCGUUGUCAAGCGAAACGAAUGCAACCCAAAUAAUUUUUUACACUCAUUUGAAAAACGCUCUAAAACUGAGAAAACUUAAUUUGUUUCAAUGUAAAAAAAGGCACUUUGGUGGUUAAUGCACGUUAAAUUAUUCUUAAAACACCACCACGAGAUAUCUCCAUACUUUUUAAACGAGGCAAAGUCUUUCGAAGACGUCAGCUCAUUUAACAAUUCGAGUGUUCAUUGUAUAUUACACAGGAGAGACUUCUGGGCCAAGCUCGGAGGAAGGAGGAGCCUGUUAAUAGUUCAAUGCGAUUCCACUGACCAAAACGUGAAUUUGGUAGCAUGCUCUCGUCAUUUGCUCAUAGAAGAGUUUCGGGAAGUAGAGAAAGAAUUGGGGAAAAUGGACAAAGAUUCGGAGGAGGAUUUUACAAGUUGCAGUCACGUCCUAAUGAUUGUGCAGCUGCCUAGAGUAGCAGGGGGCUAUAGAGAGUUCGAUGGUGUGCAAGGUGAAGAAUGGUUGUCUGUUCACAUCGACGAGUUAUGCCCUCCAAGUGAGGAAAUACCACCGAUUGAAGCACUGAUGGACCGUUCAGUCAGUGAAAUUUUCGAAGGUGCCCUUAACGAGACAGACAAGACAGAAAAUCAUCUGACUGUCUGCCAAGUUCUGACAAGUUGCGUGCAGAUAGCGGCUAGCAAGAUCGAGGAUGAUGAAUCGACGCUCAAAAGAGCAACCAGAAGGAUUGAAUUGCUGCUUGACUUACUUUCGUCUAGAACGAGCACUGGUAAGAUCCUCGAAAUAUUUUUCACAGAUUUACUGUUAUCCCCUCCCCCCCUCCUUCCCGAAAAUAAAUAUUUUGGUGAAAUUUAGUUGUUAAUUGCAAGUUCAAUCUUAGCUCCAUAAUCAAAAAAACCUAGUAUUUCCUUUUUUCAGGAAAAAAUGAUGACAACCGUUUUGAGAUGGUGUUGGCAAAACGACUCCAUGAACUAUUAGAAGAAAGGGAUCAGCGAGCACCAAAAGAGGGAAAGGAGUGGCUCGAGGACGAGGCUAAAUCGUGCACCGUGAAGGAAACUGGAACAUUCAAAAAAGCACUUUGGCACCGUUUCCAGUCUGUUGUGGCUCCUAUUCUGGCUGAAGUCAUCGCAUAUAUCGAUCGCGACGAAAACCUUGAACUGGCUGCCAGUGAACACCCUUGGGUAUCACGUCUCUGGUUGAACAUGUUUGAAGACGACUCCUUUACUAAUCUCAAUUAUAGAAUGUUUAUGUCUCGAGAGGAAGAUGUGGAGAGAGUCCGAAGUAAAGUUCCAGUUUUAAAAUCAGGUUAUCGAUCGCAUGUCUUUAAAUGCAGGUUUCCAUUUUCGUGGCUCCUCAAAAAGCACAUAGAUGAGAUGUAUCGAGAGGCCAGAAGUAUUGCAGGUGAGAUUUACUAAGUUGAGGCUUAACUCUUUUUCUUGACGCUGGAAUGAUUAUAGAUCUAUCUCAGUUUCGUUUUAAGCGUUUUUCUGUCUUUAACAACCCCUUUCGUCACGGCUUAUCUCUUUUUACCGUAAAUACCAUGUUAAGCCCCCUUCUUUCUAAAGACGGCAUACCCGUAUGAAGCUCCUAGUGUUUGAUAAGCUCCUCCACUCUAACAAGCCAUCCUCCUAUCCCCUGUUCAUGAAAAAAAAACUUCAUUAAAAGUUUUGCUAAGAAAGUUCUCUGUAAAUGAUUAGCGUUUGUAAAUUUAUGCUAGGAAGCAUUCAACAUUAAAAAUAUACCUGUAUUCGAAAACUACAUUUAGUUUUUGGGAUUACCAAAUCUGUCCUUAUUUGGUAGAAAAUUCUCACGAAACCCUCAUUGAAUGCUUGCGGAGGUUGUUGGACGCUUCAAGCGUGAGGCAAAUUGUUUCCGAGGCCAUCUCAGAAGGCGGCGAAGACUCAGUGGCUCGUUAUUUGCAUGACUUUACUCAGAUGGUGUACAAACCUCAAGAUGACGCCGAGACUGAGGUAAAAGUGUAAGAGGACUUCUAUGUGUAAUCACUUUACAGAACAGUUUGUUAUCCACAAAACUAUAUCUAUAUGUCUGUCGUGGACGACUGUACGUACAUGCUUAUGAGGCUCAUUGUGGAGGACACAAGACUGUUUAAGUUUCAAUCACAACAUCGUUUUCUCUUCAUUUUUUAACUCGUGAAUUGCGCGCAUGCGCAAGAGCAAGUUGUAGAUAUGAUGUGGAGAAUGGCACUCGCUCGCUCGCUCAAUUGGACGAUUCCUGUGACUUUUUUCGAUUUUUGAGUGUAUUUGAUAGUUCUUGGCAAGUAAUAAACAAACGAAAUAGCGACCUUUGUUGCUAAGAAUGGCAACGCCUUCUUAUCCCAACGUUACUUUGUUUCUUUGCUACAUUAGCGAACUCUGAAUUACUGAUCGUACUCUAAAAAUGACAGUCAACCAUAAAAUUCCCUAAACCAGAUAACAUUAAACAUAAUCCAAAAAAUCAUGUAAGUCAUCUGCCAAUUCACGAGUUUGCUCACAGAGCACUUUGAUUACUGAUCGGGGUAGUACCGAUAUGCCUUACUGUUCUUGCUUUUCUUGGGGGAAUUUUGUUGGGUGCGAUCCUUUGUUUUGAUCCAUAAAUUAAUUAAUUUUAAAAAUUAAUUAUAGUCGAUUUUAUGUCCAUGUCUAAAGAAUUUGGCGAGCUGUAAGAUCCUUUGCCCUCUCUAGAUUGUUCAAAGAGCGAUUACAGCCGCUGCAAAAGAGUUUCAUAUCCCGAAACUUUCACCAGAUGAUAGGUUUGCCAUGGAUUUUGCACUGGUUCAUGUGGCACAUUCUCGUAUUCAGCAGCGACUCAACUGCUUAUCCCAGUUUCUUCGAGCCAAGCCUGACCUUGCAGAGAACCUUGCAAACAGUUUUUCAUGGGAUGAAAACGAAAUGGUAUGCAUCGGUUUGUUUAAAAGUUAUCAUAGCCAUUGAACCUGUGGAUUUUUCAGGUACGCUAUAGCAUGUUUUUGCAUUUGUCUGUGACGUUUGACCUUCUACGUAAGGCUAGUCAGUUGAUUAAGUGAAGGGAAAAGCGAUCGAAAACUCUUUAAUAAUAACAAAAUAAUUCCUACGUAUCCAGUAGGAAGGCUAAUCGCAGUGAGUCACGCAAGUGUGCAUGUAAAUAAACAUUUCUUUCUCAGACUGUUGACGCUAUUGCUCUACAAAUGUGCUUGGAGCGUAUGGAACCCCAUGCAGAGGAACUAAAGACCACCUCACAAAGACAGGCCUGGUGUGACUCAGUUUUGUCUGUGAAAAUCCCAGUGGAAGAAAUGAUCGGCAAGAGGACAACCGAAGACAAGACACGCUUUGGAGAAAAGACUGAGUCCAUGCUGAGACAGUGCAGGUACUUUUUAGAAUUUAAUUUUUUUCAUGUCAUUCUUGUGCUUUCGAGUUAGCCAUUUUACCCUGCUGCUACUCCGCUUUAAUUUCAGAUCCAUGUGGCAACGCCUUAGUGCCGUCAGACUACUUAUCGAGCACGUGUAUCCAUCCCAAGAUUCAACAGAUUCUAGAGAUUUGCGGAGCAUUUUGAAACUUUGGAAGGUAACUGACACUUUCCAACUAGGUUUUUUAACAGUAAUUAAUUUGAAGACUUUAAGAGAUUACUAAAAGCCAGUUGAAAACCUUUUUGGAGAUGACUAUUUCGCAGGCAAACGGAACGCAAAACGAUAAAUUAAGAUAAACAGUACUUAACAAUUUCAUAAAAUUAAUGUGUAUUUAACUUUUCAGUGAUUUUUUGAUUAAUAAGUGACUCAGAGACUUGAUCGAUUUUAGGCCCUUGGUGAAGAAACAGAUUUUACAAAGGCAGAUUCCCUCAACAUUAUUGAGCGUUUUUUAUUAAACUGCACGGAGGAUUCACUUCCGGUACUUCAAGAGUAAGUAGCAACUGAAGUUGCAUUAAUUCCAAGUUUACUCUCCAAGCAACAGCUGCUAUCAAUACUGCUAUGUUCAGUGUAAAGUUUAUAGCGAAACGCUAAGGAUAAGGCAAGAGAGUUCAUCAUAGUGAAAAUGGAAAAUCGUUAUUGCAGCAGGUAAAUUGUGUGACCAGUGUAGUGACCAGUGUAGUUUCAUCUUAUACUCUCUUACUUUCUCAUGCAGUUUUAAUACUAAUGUUUCUACUAGAAAUGAAGACCUUGCAAUACAGGCCAAAUUUAUCCACCGUUGCAACACAUUCUUCAUGGAGAUUGUGUCACUGUUUUGCUUUGGAGAUGGCGUGCGUAAGUUGGAUCGAGACGUAUUUGAAAUGCUGAUGAGAUAUGUAACAGGAGCACAUUUUGCUGGUGCAACGAGAGAAUUUUCACCCUUUCCUGAAUUUGGAGGAGACAGCAUUCCGGUGGUGAGAUCCUUCCUCUUGCAACAGCUUAUCAAUUCAAGGUGCGUCUCUCUAAAUAAAUUUUGAAUAUCAACUUUAUUCAAUCAAACUUUUGAAAAUACCAUGAUAAGGUCGACUGUGCUGACGAAGGUCACGGAGCUUAUGCUUUCCAUGGCCUUAGUGAGUGGUCUAUGACUGUAACUUAUCUUUUUACGCUUAAUCGUGCAUUUGCUCUUUCUCACAGCUACUUUCAUAGUCUUUUAAAUGUAGAAAGGCAUCGUUCUCUCUCACAUGUAAAGCAUUCCUCAACUUUUGCAUUCAUAUCCAGUCAUCUUCAUCGCUAGAACUAUUUUUCCUUAGAAUGUUUCUCGUAUUAACUCAGUGCAUAAGAAACAAUUUCAUAUCAGUUACUUUUCUCAUCGUGUGGUAAUAUCUUAAUAGUGAUGAAGAAGCCAAGAAACACCUACAUCGCUUCCUCUUUGAGGCUCAAGGCCUUUCUUCAGAGGUGCUUCAUAUCCUGAAUGUUUGUCUACUUGCUGUGCAGUGUAUGGAGGUACAUAAGGAUUUAUAUUUAUUUGAAGCAAAGCUAAUUUUAUGGUAGAGAAUAGUGCUUCAUGAAAAGAAUUUAUUUAACAUAAAAGAAAACUACCAAAAAAUGUUACUACAUGGGAAAGGACAUUUAAACUAAUUUUUCCUUUGACGCCUAAGAUAUUUUAGUGAGUAAUGGAUGAACACAAGAGAGGCGAAAAGGCUAGUUUUCACUAGGGACGGGGUCGGAGAAGGAAUGUAAGUCGGUGUCGUAGAAGCGCUUUCGAUCUACAGAGAAUCGAAAAUCGGAGUCGUAAGCCAAGUCAGAAACUCGACAUAAUUGGUUUCAUUUUCUUCCAAUUCCACCUAUGACUUCGACGCUUAUGUCUCCAUGAUUACUAAAUUGUCGGAUUCGCAAGGAGACGAGUCGAUUCAGGUGUAGCCAUAACGGCAACAACACGAGGACGAAAACGGUUUUAAUUGUGAGGUACUACAAAAUUAUCUGAUCGAUAGUUUAAAGACCUUUUCUCCCACCUUCUUGUUUCUUCUAUGAUAUCUAUUAGCGGAGAGUCGAGUUACUUAAAAAGUUGUAGCAAAACGCGAUGAAACCUUGCGCAAGUUAAUAGAAAUUAGACAGGGCUGGUGCGCGAGCUGUGUUUUGUCUUCUAAUUGGCAACUACAAAACAAAAAAAAAGGGAGUUCAUUAAUGAAAAGCACUUCCUAUUGCAUUUUAUCAAAUGAAUUAUAGCCCUUCACUUUGUACUCCUUUCACUCUGUAGAACUCCUCCGCCAGUGCGUUAGCUAUGUUUGCUAACCUCGAUCUUCCACUGCAAAUUGGUAGCGUUAACAAGAUUUGUCAAGAUGCACUAAGCAUCUUACAGGAAGACUUUACAAGUUUUGAUGAAAUGCAGGUGGAUUCUUUGGAAGCGGUAGCUAAAGCGCGCUGUAGUUUAGGAAUGGCGGCCCACUACUUGUACAUGAGCUGUGUUAACGACGACGAAAAGUGGCUCCAAAUGGAAACGCAAGCUGCAAUGAAAUUCUUAUUCGACACUGUUAAGGCACUUUGCUCAUUGGCUCAGACAGGUUCCAAAUCUCCUGCUCUCUUUCUACUUAAACAGCUGGUUAAACGUUACGGAGGACAUGCCAUUGUUACUGUGUCUCAAAAGCCAGAACUUUCGUGGAUCGUUCCCGUCGAAUUCAGAGGAAACGAGGUGGGAGUUCUCAGUGGUUGAUGGUUUCAGUCUCUAUUUUAUCUCUAAUAUAAAUGUCUUAAAUUUUGAGUCUAAUCUUGACUACUUUUGUAGCUAUACAAUUUUUUUGCCCUUAAUCGAUCCGGUGAUGAACUGAUAUAAUUCGAUGGAUGUUCUCUCUAAUCAUGAUAAGCACCCAAGUCCCAUGAGCGUUGGCAAGAAAGUCUUCAUUCUCCUGAGUUUUACAUAGCUUUUAAAAUACAGCAUUUGGAACAAAAAAACAAAAAGUGCAGCACUGGAAAUAUAAGAAUCAUUUACAAAGGACUUCUCUAAUUACCCCAAACGUGCUCUGGUUGAAUAAGCUUUUGAUCAAAAUUGAUUUAGAUUUUUCAUCAUCGAACGAAAGACUUACAUUUGAAACCAAUGCAGUCUUCUCUUGUAUUUUACUUAACAAGUGUUAUUCAUAUUUUUAUUUAAAAAAUAUCAACAGGACGCUGAGAUGGAUUUGGAUCGGUUUCUCGUGUAUGGAGAGUUAUAUCAAGAAUUAAGAGACUCGAUAGCCAGAGCGAUGUUAAGCAAUGACACAGAUGAACUAGUGGCGUCACUAGAGGUAACGUAGAUAUCCUUUUCAAAUCUUUAAAUAUAACUUUUUUGGUAUAUAGCUCAUCUUAUGUGCGAAGAUGAACUGCUUGAAUACUAUACUUGCGUCAAAGGAUCUUUAAAUUUUUUAUUAUCCUUUUAAAGACUGAUCGAAAAAAGAUGUCUAAGAAUUCAACUACUUACUUGUGCUAUCUGUGGUGCUUCAGAGGUUAGGCGAAGUCCCGAGUCAGCACGCUAAGGAUAUCGUUCUACUCCUGGCUUUGUAUCGAGAGAUAACAGUGCCAAAAGGAAUAUGGGCCCAAAACGUACAGUUUCAGCCUGGGGUGAGUUGCAGUGUUGAUUUCUAUACGACUCCAGAUAAAUGAUGAGUUUUGUUUUGUUUUUCCAGUGUAACCAUGCCGAAAAAAGAAAUAAAUUUUUAUGCGGGAUGUUAGUUACAAGCAGAUUAUGAUUCGCUGACUUUCUAUAAUCAUACUGAAUACUAUAGCCACUAAAAAUGGAAUGUUAUAUUAUCUUUUAGAAAUGUGCUGCGAUAACAGAUGUUAUUCUGACAAGGAUCAGAUUUUUUUCUCUCACUGUAAGUCAAAAUGUGUACAUUUUUCAUUACUUUAGUUCAAUACUGUCUACGGUAGCAAGGUCAAAGGUUGAAGAAGUGUUAUUUACAACUGUCCAGUUAUUAGCUCUACUCCUUAUCCAAGUCUUUUAAAUAAUCAACUACUGAAAGCUUUUUGACGUUGUUCGCUUAGAACAACAUACGUACUAUGGUUUUUAGUGAACAAAUAGGCAUUCCAAGAUCCCAUUUGCCAAAAACAUUUUGCUGACAUCACUAUAAAGAAGUUGCUGAAAUCACUAUGAUUGCCCUUACUACGAUUAUCACUGAUUUUAAUACUAAUGUUAUGCGGUCGUUUCAUUUAAUUUUCCCUCUUCGUAACGAAUAGGCGCGACACUUGGUCACGGGUCUUUUGAGGAAUCCUCAGGACUUAGGAUUUCCAUUACCCACCGUCCAUGAGACGUGCAGUGAAGCAGAGAAGGCUUUGCCCGAUAUCUUGUUUCACGUGACUUCCGUACUUCGAUGUAUAGACUUUGAUGAAAUACUGAACCCUCUGAGGGAGAUUUUCCUCGCUCCACGUCAAAUGCUGGUGAGCGGAUAUAGUUGUCAGUUCUUAAAUUGGCUGUAACCUUUGUGGUCAGCCUUCAGUGAGCUAUCACUGACCUGUUAGAUACCAUCAUGGAAAAAGAAGCUAAUUAUUUUCUCUAUAACAUAAAACUUUACCACCUUAUAGUCUAUCGCAGUAACAUAUAAAGUUUAGGCCAAUAUCAAGCACACAAAAGGUGAUGGUGCUCAAUCCAGACCCUGGCUGAUAAGUUAGGACAAGACCCGAUUUCCCCUUUUUGUAACUGUUGCCACGUCCUUCACCAUUUAUCUUCCAGGACUCUUUUCUUCCAACAAUGCCAGAAGACAGUUUUCAAGAGACUGUUUCUGCCAUGACGGAGGGAGGCAAAUGGUAUCGUAAGUACUGCAUCUCAUUUAUUCCCAGUUGGGGUUGAUGUACUUGGUUUUUGCCUCCUGAUGUUGUGCGAUCGUCGCCAUAGAUCUCAGUGUCUAUCUUAGGUAGAUUUCUGCCAUCGCAAUUUCGUCAAUAUAUUUGAUGCUUUGCAUGUUAGGGAUGGAAAUUGCUCAUAUCGUUUUAAAUAAGGAUGAAUAUUUACCGUUCUCGUGGGGUCAGAAAUUAUAUCUUUGCUUUUCAGAAUGUCCCAAUGGUCAUCGUUACUAUAUUGGUGACGUAAGUAUUAUUUAUCGAUCAUGUAACUAUGGACCAACUGACUGAAUGACUCAGUCAGUGAUUGACUGUCAGACUGACUAGCAAAUCUAUUGAUUGAUAGAUCAAUUAAUUUUCCGAUUGACUGACUGCUCUUAAAGGGAAGUUCUCCGAUAAAAUGCUCCUUAAAGCAGAUUUUAACUGUUAUUUUUGAUAGUGCGGAAGACCAGACCAGGAGAGUCUAUGCCCUACUUGCGAGUCGCCAAUUGGGGGCCUUAAACAUGAACUGGUUGCUAACAACAGGGAGGCAUGCAGGCAAGUAAAUGUAACAUUUGGUUUACCCUUACAAGUAGAGGAGCUAUUUAGGAAUUGUUGUACUGUACAGCAAACUCAAAUUGAAAUUUAUUCGACCUAGGUUAAAUUGUACGAAAGUGAGGCUAGUCAAUUCUCGGGGGUGUGUUGUGAGUUUUCCCGUUCACCUCUGAGUGAAAACAGUGGAUCUAUGCGAUACGUCGAGAUGUAGGAAAGUAGUUUACGAUCGAUCACAGAGGGAACAUAAAUUUGUUGGCAAGGUUAAUUCCAAGUUGUUGAGAAAUUAUGAUGAAUUUUUUUGUUGCCAAGGAAACAAAAAACUGUGGAGGUUGAGAUCAAUAAAAUCGAAAUAACGAAACCAGUCGUAGCCACACUAAAUCAAAUGGGCGCUUGCGGAAACAUUUGUUUAAUUAUUGUACGGGUUAUUUUCAGGAUCGACCGUUCUAACAAAGGGCACAUUUUGGGAGCACCCAAACGUUUUACAGUCACUGAAAGAGAUCUUUCUCCUGCUAUGGUAAGCCUUCUAAGGAUCAUUCUCCACUCAGCCAUGAUAACCGGAGCCCAAGAACAUCCUGAGGUAAACUAUAUACAGAAUGAUUUGAGAAAUUUGUUAAUUCUAAGCCAGCUAUUUUAAAGGAUUAGUAUCUUUAAGGUAUUUGGAGUUUAACCAACCACUUUCUUAAUUGGUUUAUUCAAUAAUCGCGAGCCUUUUGCGAGCAAGGCUCUGUUUCUCGUAUAAAGUCGUAAACACUGUCCCAGCCAUCCAACAAACACUGUCAUAAGAUUGAUCAGUAUCUCCCUCUAGGCCAUUUGUCAGCUUAUAAGUGAGCCAGACGUCGAGCCAGAAAAUGUCACUGGCUUUCUCUGGGACCAUCUUGUCAAUGAUGUGGAGAAUGUAUCGACCAGCCUGGAAAGAAACGUCGAUGAAGUGUUGCUGAUAGUUCAUCACCUUUUAGCUGCGAUUGUGGACCGUUCAACUAAUAGUGAGUCAAAUUUGUUCUGACAACUUCAAAUAGACCGAGACAGGAUAAAUGUCAAAGGAUCCUAUUCAUAAAAUGAUAUUUCCAACGUAACUGAAAUAUUUUAAACGAAAACGAUAAUACAUGCACCUCGCAUGUUGCAUUGAUUAUUGGCCUCAUCGGACUACGUUGAGAAUAAAAGGUGGGAUCAUUGUCAGUGUCUGAGCAAAAUGUAUAUCUACCCCUCCCCUUACCAAUAAGUACAACUGUGAACUAAUAACAUGCUAGGGUUAAUGUUGAGUUAGGCAAGAGCCAGGUGCGCAGUUUCUCGGAUAAUGACAUUCAUCUAAAAUACAACUGUGAACUAAUAACAUGCUAGGGUUAAUGUUGAGUUAGGCAAGAGCCAGGUGCGCAGUUUCUCGGAUAAUGACAUUCAUCUAAAAUGUGCACCAUAGGAUUUUAUUUUUAUCUCCAGGUGCUCUUGGAAUCAUCUUUAUGAGGGACUCCCAUCUUGAGCUCGAUCUCCUCUUAGUCCCCUGCCAUAUCUGGCAAGAGGUGUUUCCGAUAUCGAUAUCUCAUCAUUUCAAAAUGAUUUUUUUAAGGGUAAAAAAUUAAUUUCAUUUGAGAGACGACUGUAUCGAUAGACUUCCAAAUCAGUGUCAUAUGAUAUCUGCUUUGCGAGUAACUUAUACCCUUCAUAGUUAACUUUUAUCAUAAUUUUGAUAUCCAUUUUUAAGGGGAAACCAAUGGUGCUGAAAAGUGGUCAACCAAAGUAGAGAGAAGACAAUGGGAGAACCAGUUUUCAGCUGUAUUUGCAAGACCUCUCUUCACGGUAGUUGGUCUCCCUCCUCUUGCUAAGAUGCUCAUGAUUUCGCAUAUUUCAGUCUAGUCUUUCGUUUUCUUUUCUUUUUUUUUUGUAAAGUGUCUAUCACUUCGAAAUUGCUUUAUGUUGUGAUUGUUUUUGGUCUUUGGUCUACAUGCUUUUAUUGAAAUUCGUUACAUUUUUCAGAAACUCGUGGUCUUAAAAAGUCUCACUAUUAUAUUUCGACACUGUUCUCAACAAGGCGUUGCUUACGACUCAAGGACUCGAGGAGAUGAAGCAUUUUUUUGUUUGUUAUCUACAAACGAAAAAAAAUCGGAUUCAAAAGAACUGCGCACCCUAAUGGUAGAUCAGCCUAAAGAUGAAUUAAGUGAACAUAUAUUAACCAUUUCCGUACAUUUUCACUUUAACUUUCACAGAACCUAGACGAACAGCUCCAAAAGUUCUAUACUCUGUCUGUAAACGACAGAAGGCUAGGUAAUUACGCUUUUAUUGUCAAACAAUUCACCUUCAAGACUGAUUCCUUUCUUAAGAUAAAGAGUCACCGCAAAAAUUACAAUCAUAACCUAUGAUAACCAAGUGGUCUAAAUGCUCCUUUGGAAGUCGUUUAAGUUGAACCUCAUGGUGUGUUCUAAGAGUAACAUCAACUUAAUAAAACAGAUCCAUGAUGUCGUGCGUCUGUUCAGAUAGAUCACAGGUGACCUUAAAAUGUCGCGAGAAAAAUAAAAAGUGGCACACGCGGCACAGCCGAGUGAGUCAUUGAUGCAACUUAUUUUACAAACCAGGUAGAAAAGCGUGAGACAAAAUCGAACUUUGAAUUUUGUAGUACUCUCAACUGACAAGACUGUAAAUAAUGCGUUUAAGACCUCUCCCUUUUCUGGUGUAACCUUCCGAUAAGGUGUUAUAAUCUAUAGAAGACUUCAAAAUGCAUGUAAUUCAUCACUAACUUGUAGUAACAUUAUCAAGAUAGUUUGUGGUAGAGAACUGUUGCAAACGUUAGCGCAAAUGUCUUACCAUUUGUGUAAAAAAUCUAUUUUCCAAACAAGUUUCCCCUCGAAAUUUCCCCUCAUCUAAAAAUGCGCGCUUUAGUUUUCAAACAAGGAGCUAGACUUUCAAGAGAAACUGCAUUUUCUGCUUCAUACUACAGGGAACGAUCCACUAAUGCGAGAGAUUUACGAGGUGGACGACCUUUCGCUUCCACGCACAGCAGCAAACAUCCAUCCUGGACACGCGGCCUUUUGGAAAUAUAGAACACGUUUGACUGUUGAACACGUGAUUCGUCAGUUUGAAGACAUCAAGUCAAACAUGGCCUCAUGUAAAGUCCUAGGAAAGUUCCUGGUAGAGGUAAUGUAAAUUGAAGAAAACUGUUUUGCAUGGGGCAGACACUGAUGUUGACAAAUAGUAUGUACUCAUUGACUAAAUGGGGGGCCGAUAAGGGGAAGUAUUUGGCUCGAAGUCAUAACGUAUGGACCGAGGGCAGCGAUAGCGACAAAAUUUCCCGUCCGCUCGACCAAAUUCAGCCAGUCAAUAAGCACCUUAUCACAUGACUACCAGCUGUUGAAAAUUUCGAACAUUUUGUUUCAACCUAAAUAGGACAUGUGAUAGACGGGCGCACGCGGGAGAACUACAAAAUGAUCCUCCAAUAAAAACUUUUCCUUGGUUUUCUUUUCUCUCGACUCAUAACAAGAAACUCACAAUUCAUCGAAGAACGUGAUUUUUUACUUUACUCUUUUCCUUUUUCCUUUAAGUUUUUGCAUCAAAGCCUGGCAAGUGCCGGGCUGGAAGGCUUUUUCCGGACCGACUUACGUAAACCCGUCCGGCCCUACACACUUCAGCUUUCACUGUGUUUUCUAUGGCAUUGUGUGCAAGGGGCUGUACGAUAUGCUAAAGGAAAUGAAUUUUUCCUUUGUCGCAGGAACAUAGACUUCGAGCAGUUCGUCACCUGCCGGACAUACUGGCUUUGCUGAGAAUGCUAACUGACCGCUUUCAUCGACGAAUCGACAGAGAAAAUUCCAAUCAGCUCAAGAUACGGGAGGUUUUGCAAAAGUUGCCUAAAGGUAAAGCUUUUAAUAGACUCGGUUGUGCAAUUUGAUUUUAUGCGUAAAGUAGGACUGUUCACGUUUUGAAUCGAAUAAUAUCUUCCACCAAGUGACCAAAGCAUCAAUUGCAUGUCUAGUCACUAACAAAAUUUCUUUUCAGGACUGCCCACUCUCAGAUCACUCGCUUCUUAACGACAGACUGAUCUCCCAAGCUUACAGUCUUUACCCUGCUUCUAGGUGACGAACUGAAAUACUCUAACUAUAGACCAACGACAACGACUGCAAAGUACUGUUUUCGUGGAAAAAAAUGUUUUCCGUAUCGGGGAGGAAUAAAAUUAUUUGCCAAAGCCAAAAAAUAACAGUGAUCUUCUCAUGAUGCGAAAAUCCAAGAUUACACCUACUAAAAAUGAAUAUUUUAUACUCUUUGGACGGGACCUAAGACGGCCAUAACAUUAACUGAGUGACAGCGAUAAUUUUUUAAAAGUGGCUCAAGCACCGUCUCUCUCGCCUCCAUCCUCCAAGCCGCGGGAAGUAACAAAUUGGUGAUGCUUCAGCUCUGAAGAGAUUGUCCCUUUUUCUGGUUCUUUAACACAGAAACUCCAUACUGGGUAGUUACGAUCACAUAAUAAGUGGUAGGUCUAAACUAACGUUUCAUUUCAUUUUUCAGACCAGAAGGAAACCUUCAAAAAGCUAUUCCAAAGUUUUUGCACGGCUUGGGAUCAGGUUCGCCACCAGCUGAAUUCACAAGGUGAGAAAAUGAACAUGGGAAAGCUAGAGAGAUGAACAUUGGGAAGGGGGGAGGGGGACAGUGAAAGUAUUUUUCUCAAAGAUCAUCGACCACUUUAAAUAAAAACUUUAGAAGUAACAGAAAGACUGUCAUAAAAUUUAUUAACUAUUUCGGACUAAUUUAUUGCGCUUUAAUAUUUCUUUACGGCAGGUCGUUUCACGCCUUCUAAAGAACAAUGUUCCCAGCCAAUUGAAAUGACAUCCACCGUUUCAGUGUUACUACCGACAAAUAUUGGCUCAGGUGUUUGUUGCAAAGCUUUGCUGUUCUACUUGGUCAAUGCAAAUAAUGAUAUGGUUGAAGCAUAUCACGGUGCUGUUGGCUCUGACGAAAGCACGCGGUAUGUUGAAUUCUUUCAUUUCAACAAGUCAUGUUCGAGUAUAAGGAAUCAUACUUCAUUGAAUGCUCAUGAAGUCAUUACUAUCGCAAAAUUAUUGAGAUGGUGUAACCUAUAUCACUAAUAAUACCGCCUAACAUUUUCGUAAAUAACAGCCAGUCACAAAGAUUAAGAAUUACGCACCAAUGUAGGCCCCGAGUUCCUUUUGUUCGUUUUGAGUUCUAAUCUUUAGGGGACCAUUGUGGUCUUGUCCUCGAUCUGAAUAUCUUACUCCGGCAUUAUCUCUUUUGGAUGUUGAUAUGUGCUCAAUAGAUCUAGGAAACGUUGCAGUAUCAUUGAUGGCUUAUUGGUUCCCGCUUCAUAUGAAGUCUGACGCAGACGUUCCAUAAUAAACACAUUAGAUUCCCCCUCUCGUACUCCCCCAACAAAGGAAUUGCUUAUUGCCAUUCCGUUCAUCACCCGUUAUAUUUUUUCGACUCACUCUCUCAUCAUUUUUUAUCUGAAUAAUAGUACCACCGCUAAGAUUCCUCUUUCGGAGGUUUCGGUGUCGCAGUUGGUAGCAUAUGACUCAGAAAAGGACUUGCUACCUGUGAUGCUAGCCAACUGCUCUUACUCACUAGAGGUGGGAAAGGAAACAUCAUCGCAGUACAACUGGGAAGCCCUCCAGAAGCAGAUAAUUGAUAGGUUCAUACGGGGAAGGCCAAAAGUGGAAUUUCAGGUAACUAUUUCCUCUAUUCGUAGUAAGAAUAAUUCUCUGUCCAAGAGACAAAACUAUACCAUCCUAGACGUUUUGCGCAAAUUUGCAAACAAAUCUUACAAAGCUGUCAGUGGAAAUCUGACGUUUCAAUCCUCUCUAGCUUUUUCUUUAACAUAGCGUCCUUUGUAUUUUCUACUCUUUGUUUUUACUCAGUUUGGUAGCAUGUUCUUUGACUGAAUUCCUCGUUUCAAAGAUUAAAAGGAAUUUUACAUUAUUCUGGAGAACAGAACCAAGUUUUCCAACGGGCGGAUAAAGUUAUUCCACGGAUACAUCGCUAUCCAGCGGAUAAGUUUAAACAAAAAGAACUAUGGAAAAAAAAUGCUUGCUACUAUUGUUUUAGCUGGAUGAUUUCGUGUUUCAUGAAGAUGACCGCGACGUGUCCUUCGACAGGUUGAGGGACAAAAUUCCACAGGUUAGGGCUGUAGUAAGAUAUUCACCAUUUUAGUUCCUACUUCCUUCAAGAAAGAGGACAACGUUAUUGGGUAGAUAUCACAAUAAAAUAAAACGAUAAAACUAGACGAUAUAUGGUUGACAAAGUGAAAAAAAGAAUACGCUGGCCAGGUUCAAUGUCGGCUCUGGACAUUCAAAGGAAAAUAACUCGUCUGAUAAACCAUGAAACUUUCAUGUAAGCGUAUAAAAAAAGGUAAAUAAUAAUCAGGAAAAAUACCGUAAAGAGCGCCACAGAGUGGUUCCAAAUCUAGGUGAGCUAUUGAACGGAGAAUCUGAUAAUGGAAUCUGCAAAUUUAAAAUUCAGUUUAAAAAAAACCCCAAAGUCAAUCCCCUCCCCUUUCCAAAAUUUUACGUUUUUCCAUUGUUGGCUUUCCUACACAUACAAAGAUCUUGUAUUGUUUUUCUCAGGAGCCAAUUGAAAGUCGUAUCCGUACCCAGAUUCUCUCGGAAUUGAAGGACCUUGGGAACAUAAGUGAUUUGCUCUCUACCCUGGAAAUGGCGAUUGGUUUCCUGUCUACAGCAGGUGGAGAUCCUGAGAGAAAAAUAUUUGAUUAUCUCAAGAAUGUUAUUCAUCUCAGUGAUGGAAAGUCGAACUUAAAGAGUAAAAAGGUGUGUAAUAUUGCUUGAUUCUAUUGAUCGAUAAGCCAUGAUUAAAACAUUGAGUUUUAGAAUCAAAACUCUUGUGAAGCAGGAAAUCUCCCUACCUGUUCCAUAUUUUCUCCACCAAACGCUAGACCUCGAUUAAACGUCAGGUUCAUAUAAACAUAUAAACAAUGCGGAGAAAGUGUAGUUAUAGAUGAAAUUUUGCGUUCGGGCUGACAAGUAAAUAAUCAACUCUUCUGAAUGCAUCUCUGUGAAAUGCUACUUUCAUAAAAAAAUAAGGUAAAUGGAUGCUCAGCGGAAACGUAAUAAUCUUGGAAGAAGUCCCAGCGACUGUUUGAUGCGGCUGAACACAGGAAAAAUUUUGCCCACUUGACAAAUACUUCUCGGUCUCGAAGCAUCGAUGGUGAAAGACAGCCUCUCCUAGUCAAACGCCGGUCUCGCUUAAACUUGAGUUCAUCAAUCUUUUGCUUGGAAUGCAAAUUGAACAUCCUGCUCAGCUUCAUAUUACGUUCAUUGAAUUUAGUUCAUAUCUACUUACUGCUUCUUUGUGCCUUUGAAUGGAUGGUCAGGGAACAAAUCCAUUCUUCUGCGAAUCUUGACAGAAUACCUCUAGAGACUUUUGAUUUGUCAAGGGCUUAACAUAAUCCACGGAUGUAUGGAGUUUCUUUGCAGAACUAUAUACAUUAUUGUUAUCUUUCAGGCUCAACAGUCUUGCUGUCUGGGUCACAUUUUGGAUCUGUGGUCCACACUGGCUGUGGCGCGAGCAAAAUUCUUGUUUAAGAAUGAACAGGUACCUUUUUGUAGAAAAAUGUAGCAAAUUUGAUGAAUGUAAUCCCUUUCUCACCCAAUAUUUUCGAUAUUUUUAGUAGGUUCGACCGUGAUUUUAUUUGUCUGUUCAAAUUAAACCGAUUUUAUAUUUUUUAAUUUCUUUAGGAUCCAUUUGAGAAGAUACCAGAAAUUUAUAAAGAACAGAUGCCGCGAUUUGCAGUCACACGCUUCAGUGCAGCAUUGAAAAAAAUGAAUGUUGAUUUGUUUUUGAGUAGAGUUGUCGAGGUCAUCACUUUAGUGCUGGCUCAUGAAGAAGACACAAGCAGUAAAUUGAGGUAAUUCCUGCGUACAGCAUAGAUGAAUCUACAGAGCAAAAGUUCUUUCAAACAAAAGUAUAUGACCUUGCAAUGAAGUAUUAGCAGUGUUUUCACUACCAUGACUAACGGCAACCUUUUUUUUCUGAUAGCCUGUUUACUCAAUAUUGUUCUCAGGGAAUACUUAACUACUUCCUUCGUUUUCAGCCUCAGUGAGUACUUAUCAAUGGUUUUUGACGAUAGCUCCGACCUGGAAGAGAUUCCUGAUGAAGUAUGUGUAAUGCACGUGGUUCAUGCGUUCAAGCUCGCGUUAGAAGUGCGUGAGAAAGAUCAAGGAAGCAGAAGGUCCAUGUUGUCCUAGGGCGUUAAUUAUAUAAUAUGGGGAGUUCGAGAACCUUUCAAACUGUCAUUCACUGGCCAGCUGAACUUCCAGAAAUUACGUUUCCAUGCCUUAUUAUACUUUCAAGUACUUUCCAAACUAUUUCCCAUGAUUUAUAUUCUUUUCAUAAUUUUUCAUUUGACAUUCUGCAUGAGCUCAAGUAUACUACUGAGAUAAGACACUUUCCAGGUUAGAAUGUAAGAAAAAUCAAUUUACAUAUUAACAGAAAAAUUAUGAGCAUGAAAGGAUAACAUGUCGUUAUAAAAUAAGGUCGUAAACUAAAGGCAGCUCAUAAAUAAAACUUUUUGCCAUUUUAAAUAGCACGAUAAUGCACAUGAAUUUACCAAAAAGUUUGGCUAGUAAUAGUUAGCGAUGACUUCUGCCUCGUAGACAUCAACGAUGCCUCAGGGUGACGUUAGAUGAUUACAUGAUACCACGGAUAGUGCAACCCAAGAAAUAUCUAAGAAUAGUACCUUUACAAAUAAAUUUUAAGGGUUUAAACGUUCAUAACGUUUUUUUCUUUAAAGACUUCUUCUCCUG
Molecule: messenger RNA, 50115 nt
Organism: Pocillopora meandrina
Lineage: Eukaryota; Metazoa; Cnidaria; Anthozoa; Scleractinia; Pocilloporidae
Source: the annotation of a GenBank genome assembly